Molecule: messenger RNA, 56204 nt
Organism: Podarcis lilfordi (Lilford's wall lizard)
Lineage: Eukaryota; Metazoa; Chordata; Lepidosauria; Squamata; Lacertidae
Source: the annotation of a GenBank genome assembly
AUGUCAUGGACGCAACUGGGUGAAGAUUUUCCAGCUCCAAAAGCUGUGGUAGACAAGCCUCUUUCUCCACCACAACUUGGUAAGAGGUUCUAUGAGGUGUUUUAAGAUCUUAGUAUCUAAAGGUCCCUUAUCUUCCUCACUUGGGAGCCAAUUUGGUAUGGAAUGAAAAUCAGAAGCAUUGUGGUGGCCAUCCUAUUCAUAUUUAGCUGGGAGUAAGUCCCACUGGACUAUAUGGGGCUUAUUCUAAGUAGACAUGUAUUGACUUGUACUCCGUGUCACGUUGGUGGACUCCAUGACAUGAUUCUUUCCCAUACUCGUGCUUUCCUAGUUUCUGGAAGGAGUGAGACUGCAGUGUGAAGGAACCUCCUUAGGGCCUGUAGAUGUUCUCAUUGUGCAGUGAUGUUCUUGUGCAUUGUCUACAGAUGAAACCUUCAGACUCAUAUUUCAAACAAUACAUAACAGUUAUGCAGUAGAUAGUUGUGUUGCUUCAUUGGCAGGGUGGGGGGAAUCAAACAGCCACAGUAUGGCAAUUGAGUUGUUUGGUCACAUUCUAGCCAAAUAGACAUGAGAAGACACAGGUUCACAUCCCCAGUAACUAUGAAACCUUGUGGUUGGUUCUGGGCCAGAUACAAUCUGUUUGCCUAACCAACCUUGCAGAUGUUGUGAGAAUAAAAUGGAGGGGAAGAAAGAACCAUAAGAAAAUAAGUAAUAUUCUGCUGUGUCUAAUUUUUAGUGGACCACAAAGAAAAAAACCUUUGCAACUGGAUGGACUCUGGUUUCUAGUAAGUAUGAGCAGUCCUGAAUAGCAUGAUCAAUUUUAAAAAACUAAUCCUUGCAAUUGUAUGGAUAAAGUGUUUCAAUAUAAAGAGCCAACUGUACAUCUAAUAAUGAGAUGAUUGGAGUGGAUAAAAAUCUCAUUCACACACACACACACAGAGAGAGAGAGAGAGAGAGAGAGAGAGGUUGUUUUUUUUUAAAAGGAAAUGCCUUGUCUCUUUUAAACAAUAAGCUUCAUAACAAAUGAUCUAGUUAUAAACGUAUUGGUACUAGACACAUGGAUACGUUCUAUGUAGAUGAAGAAACAUGGAUAUUUACCAAACAUAGGCAUUUCAUUUCCAUCCACACACUUUAGCUCAAGCGUCUAGAUUACGUCUCCCAGUAGCUUCGUUUAUGGACACAGGGGACCAAAUGGGAUUCUGAAACACCCCACAGACCAAAGACCAUAGAAUGGGACAUAAGUCCUUCAGCAUUCCUCAACACAGGUUAUCCACCCAUGUGGCCAAGGCCAGUUCUGUCCCCAAGCCACAUCAGAUAUCAGACAGGAAUGCCUCCAAAAAAGCAGUAUAAUCCCCCAAACACCACCUUUUCCACUACCUUACUCAAGGGUGGAACAUAAAAUACUGGCCAAUAGUAGUCCAUAAUGAGAGGAUCCACAUUUGUUUUCUGUUUUCUUAACAAGAGUCUUACGGCAGACUCUCGUUUCCAUCACCCAAAUUACUUGAAAUCCCCCCAUUUUGCUGAUUGUCAGUGGGAUAACAACAUGAGGAAGCAUCUUGGCUCAACCUCAUGAGAGAAAGACUCUCAGAAACAGUUCACCAGGGCAGUAGUCUAGUUGUAUGAAUGGGUUUCUGCCCCAACACCCUGAAUCUGUUCCCAGACAGCUGCCACCUGUCUGCUUUCUAACAACCAGUCCAGGAGUGGUACUACCUUUUCAUCUCCUCCCCCUUAGUCUCCACGUGACUUUUGUUGUAUUGAGCAGGGAGCACCUCUCAUUGAUUCAAGCUCCUCCUAGUGCGAAUCUCUGUGCCGUCUGUGUUUCCAGUCCCCAUGGAUGCCAGCCAGCACUGCGCUGGGGGGGAAACAUGUUUUAUUCAUCCUGGUCAAUGAAUCAGAAAGAACUUUUCAAAAACUACCCUUACCAGAGUUCAUAGGAACAGGAGCAUCUUAGAAUGUGGAAGCAGGUUAAAAGCACCCUUCAACGUUGACCUUGAAUGCUGUUUUAUCUCCUGCCACCUUAGCAGCUAAAGAAGGGAAGGGCAGGGCAUUGGUGGAAAUUAUGGCUGCCCUGAAUCUUUCUGAGCUAAAAGGGUUUAUAUGCUACUCAUAAUAAAUUAGGGAUUUCUGAAAGGAGGGAGGUAGUUUCCCAAGAACGCACACAUUUCCUAAGUAACCUGUAUCCAUAAUAACCAGCAGCCUUUAUUUUUUAUGAAACUUUUAUUGGCAUGUUGUCUUAAUAUAUGGUUACCAGACGUCCCUGUUUCCCGGGGACAGUCCCUGGAUUUACAAAUUUGUCCCUGGACAAAAUCCGUCCCCGGAAUGUCCCCGGAUUUUAUUUAAUGUCCCCGGAUUUAUAUUUUAAGUGCUGUAGAUUUAUUAGUAGGGAAAGAGUGUUGUGUGAUUGGUUCAAUGGCACAAGACACAUCAUAUGGGGACUUCCGGCGAGGCAAAAUGGCGGGCACCAUGGCAGCGAGCAGCUCCUGAAGCCAAACAGAGCCAACUGUGCUACCAAGCUGGCUCCAGGCUGCUGACUGCCGCUGCUGCUGCCACUGCCGAAGGGGAACUGGGGGAACCCCUGACACACCCCCACCUACCUACCCCUGGUAUCCAAAUCAAGCUGGGAGUGAGAGCACCCAGCCAACUGCCCAGCGGUGCUCCAGGGUCAGGAAAACCCUGAAGCUGAUGCAGGGAGAAGGAGGAGAGGAGAAGGAGAAGGAAGAGAGAGAAAGAGGAAGGAGAAAAAAAGGGGAGCCACUGAGAAGGAGAGGUAGGAGAGCACCAGGAGGGCAAGGACAUGUGGCUGAGCCCAGACCUGGCCCGGCCCGAGCCUACUCCAUGGCGGCUAGCACUCCAAGAGAGCAGGCUGGGGCCCAGAGGAAGGCCGCGUGACAGAGGAGACCACAGAAAAGAUUACAUCUUAAAAUAAUAAUAAUAACUUUUUUUCUCUUUUCAAAAAAAAAAGUGUCCCCAGAUUCUUGGAAAAAAAUCUGGUAACCUUACCUUAAUAGGCAAACUUCCUGGAUUAAUGGUCAUCCAGGAACUAGGAUUAUAAAAAAUAAUAAUGUUAAACUAGCAAGCAGAAUAAUAUAAAGAAACUAUAUCAGACUGGCAAACUUCCUAAGCAGUCGCAAAGAAUCUCUUGCCACAUCUGUUUUGUAAAUAAGUGGAUCAGAGUUCUGGAUAUUUAAUCCUCCCUCUUGAACGGCAACAACCAGUUUCCCCACCUUUCUUUUGACAGCUUAUCUGAAAGCGAAGAUCUUCAAGAAAGCCAAGGCAAAGCAGCAGGUAAGGCAACACUAGGUCUUUAUUUGACAAUAACGCGGUACAGGAAGGGUGCCUAAAGUAGGUCAUUAGAAAUCCUUCAUGAAACAUUGCACCAUUCAUUUAAUCAUGAUUCAGAGCAAACAUUUGCUUAAUCAGACAAACACUGACUCUUUAGAAUUACAUGUAGAAAGAGCAGAGGCCAAAGCCAUGAGGCAAAUCUGAGUAAACAAAGACAGUGCAUUACAUCAAUGACUUGCUAACUACUUUUCUGUCCCAUUUCUAACCGAGCUCACAAUGUUUUCAAACUAUUUCUUUCACAUUCCAUGUUCCUUUUUCUGCUGUUUUUGAGUUUUGGAUCCUGCCUUACAUUGUACCACUUUUAAACUGCAAAUUGAUAACCGCAGAUACAAUUAACUUCACGUCAGUGAAAAAGUGUUCAGUAAUCCAAGUUGCUAGUCACGUUGUGUUUUUUCACAGUAACGUUGUCACUAUAUUCAUAUACUGAACUGUUUUAUAGAGUUAUUACUUCAAAUCCAAUGCAUCACCCGAAGUGCUUAAACAGCCAGAUGUAGUCACACUCAGCUUCUGUAAUUCUGUCCGAAAAUCAACUUAUUCAGCUUCAGGGAUCCCAGCUGUAAAGCUUCAUGGUCUGGAAUACAUUUACAAGGCUCCACAUGUCAUCCAAGUGUGCAAGAAGUUUCAGGGCAUGUGGUCUGGAAUUUGGUUUUGUAGAACCAAAAUAACUGUUUCAACUAGGCUAGAUCUAAUCUGGAGGUUGCAAGGGCCAAUGCAGCAUGGGAUCUUGGUGGACUGAUGGCUGGUGCUAUUCCCGAAAAUAUAUCAGUCAUCUGCACACCUGGUAGAAUGUGUUUCAAUGGCCAGACUUACUUUUUAUAAUGCCCAACCCAGGAAGAAUGGAAGAAAUUUAAUGAUUAUUUAGUUAAGUUUGUCAAGUUAAAUUAACUGGAAAUAGCUUGCAGAUACUUAUUGGGCUUAGGAUUUUAUUUAUGUUAAGUGAUGAAGUAAUAUGUUUAAUUCUAUAAGGUGAAGAUUUAAGGAUGUUAAUGUUUAAGUUAAAUGUCAUAAAAAUUGGGAUUUGGAAAACGGUUAAAAGGACAUGCAAUGAAAUUCAACUAAGGGGAAGCGAGGAAGUCACUUAACAAAGUUAAUAACUGUAAUUUUCAAUAAGGCUAUGAUCUAUGUUUGUUUUGUUUGUUUGUCUUGUGUGUUUGUUUGUUUUUUAUAAUAUUGUGAAAACCAAUAAAACUCUUUUUUGGGGGGAAAUAUAAUGCCCAACCCUUUAUAUAAUUGGCUGACCCUACCAUUAGGCAGAGUGAAGCAGCCACCUUGAGCAACCUGCUUUUAGGUGCCAUGAAAGGUCAGCACUUUGUUAUUUCAAUUAAUAUGAUUGCAUUUUCACUGCCGUAGAGGGGAAGAGGUGUCUGUGGGAUUUUCUGCCUCUGGCACCAAAAUAAUUUAGCUAGCCAUGGGUACUAUUCACUUGACUUGGAGGAUUGGACCUCUUUUGCUCUUGUGCUUCCGGAAGCAAAAUACAUUGGGCUGGCCCUAUCCCAAAGAAUUCUGGGAACUGUAGUUUGUUAAGAGUGCUAAGAAUUGUUGCUGUGCGAGGGGGCAACUACAGUUCCCAGAAUUCUUUGGGGGAAGCCAUGUGCUUUCAAUGUGCUUUGAAUGUACUUUAAAUGUAUGGACCUUCCCAAAAAUAUUGGAUGAAAAUCUUCUUAGAAUCAUUGUAUUGUAUAGCUGGAAGUGAUCCUGAGAAUCAUUCUAGACCAGUGAUGGCCAAACUUGGCCCUCCAGCUGUUUUUGGACUGCAACUCUCAUCAUCCCUAGCUAACAGGACCAGUGGUCAGGGAUGAUGGGCAUUGUAAUCCCAAAACAGCUGGAGGGACGAGUUUGGCCAUCACUGUCCCAGACCAACCCUCUGCAAUGCAGGAAUCUCAGCUACAUCACACAUGACAGAUGGCCCUCCAAUCUCUGCUUAAAAACCUCCAAGGAGGGAGAGUCCACAACCUCCAGAGGGAGACUGUUCCACUGUCAAACAGCUUUUACUGUCUUCCUGAUGUUUAGCUGCAAUCUCCUUUCUUGUAACUUGACUCCAUUGGUUCGAAUCCUACCCUCCAGUGUAGGAGAAAACAAGCUUGCUCCAUCUUCCAUGUGACGGCCCUUAAGAUAGUUGAAGCUGGCCAUCAUAUCUCCUCUCAGUUCCUUCUUUUCCAGGUUGAACAUACCCAACUCCCUCAACAGUUCCUCAUCAGGCUUGGUUGCCCUCCCCGCAUAUGUUCCCGCUUGUCAAUAUCCAUCUUAAAUUGUGGUGCCCAGAACUGGACACAAUACUCCAGGUGGGGUCUGACCAAUGCAGAACAGAGUGGUACUAUUACUUCCAUUGACUUGGAAGAAGAAGAAGAAGAGUUGAUUUGAUAUCCCACUUUAUCACUACCCAAAGGAGUCUCAAAGCAGCUAACAUUCUCCUUUCCCUUCCUCCCCCACAAGAAACACUCUGUGAGGUGAGUGGGGCUGAGAGACUUCAAAGAAGUGUGACUGGCCCAAGGUCACCCAGCAGCUGCAUGUGGAGGAGUGGAGACGCGUACCCAGUUCACCAGAUUACGAGUCCACCGCUCUUAACCACUACACCACACUGGCUCUCUUGGACACUAUACAUUGGUUGAUGCAGCCUAGAAUAGCAUUAGCUAUUCUUCAUAUUACAAUACUGUUGUUACCCAUUUUAUUUGUGGCAAUACAUACUACCAACACACAAAUAUAUUUGCAGCAGAAAAAGACAUUUCCCAUGUCUCAGUUUUUUUGUUUCUAUGAAUGAAUAACUUUUGUCAUCCCUUUAUCUCCUUUGCAAAAAAAAAAAUACCUGGUCAUGCAGUGAAGUUCAAAUCUUGAUUUUAAAAAUCCUGCCUGUUGGAUUUAAGGAAAAAUUAAAUAUCAAUGAAUUCUGUUUCUUUGCAGCUCUUUCACCUCCCUCAGGAAUGGCCCAAAUGACCGUGCAAAAUUACAUGCGGUAGGCUCAUGUAUGGUGUUUAUGUGCAUGUUGUGAGCUAUUCACUUCUACAUUUCAAAAUUCAGUGAAGGCAGUGCAAUUAAUUGUGUAGGGAAGCUUUCGACGUCUGAACUGUAGGGUGGCAGGAAGAAUAUUUGUUAGCUUAAUGAUGACAUCUACAUUUUCCCAGUAUUAAGCUAAAUGUGGUAUGUAUAAUUAGCCAGAAUUGUAUGUGGGUGUAAAUGUGAAAUAUUCACGCUAAAAUAUGGAGCAAUCUUUCAUGCUAACACAAGCAAGUAACAAGGAGGGGAAGAGGCUUAUGCCCUCUGAUGUGUAGAUCUGUCCAACGGGAUGUGAGUAAAAACAGGGUUAAGGCGCACAGUCAGAUGUUCCUACAUGUAAGCAACCCAUUGUUCAACGGUCACAUGAGGGAACAGUCAGACGAACCUGGCUGUACACAUAGACAGCUGGCAGCCCUUUCUCUAAUUGUAGUAGAAAAAAGACAGUCACGGAAACCGAAAACUACAGAAAACAAAUGAAAUACCGUGAAAAUCCCUGAAACGAGAAGUAAUCGGCUAGAAAUAUUAUCUUAUAGAAUUAAACUAAAUAACAAAAAUCACAAAGUUUAAGGAAAAAAUCCAAACAACUUAGAAUUGAACAAAGCCUUAACGGGAUGCUGGCUACAAACCUCGUUUCACUAAACCAUUCAGUUUCCUCAGAAGGAAAUAGAGAAAUCAUAAACCUUAAAUGAUUUUAAACAAACUCGAGAACAGGACUGAAACGCUCCCCUGAGUUUACAAAAAAAGUUUGAAAACCUCAAUAGCGAGUUUAAGACACAGCCCUAUCUAAAGCAAGCCAAGCAGUUGUGAUAAGGAGUUGAGGACUCGGCUGUGAAAACUCUAGUAUUGCCCUUACAAAAAGGUUUUAAAAAACCUACAUAGUACAAAUUCAAAAAACGGAAUACUAAGAUAAGCUGUUUUAGAUUUUAAACAAACUCCGCUGCUUGCGGAGAGGUCCGCGAAGCCUGGACGCGCUGAGCUGAGCGCGCAGGCUUCAGCAUGCAGGCAAGUCUCCGCAAGCAGCGGGAGCGCUCCCGCUGCUUGCGGAGAGGUCAGUGAAGCCUGGACGCGCUGAGCUCAGCGCACGCAGGCUUCAGCAUGCAGGCAACUCUCCGCAAGCAGCGGGAGCGCUCCCGCGGCUUGUGGAGAGGUCCGCGAAGCCUGGACGUGCUAAGCUCAGCGCGCGCAGGCUUCAGCAUGCAGGCAACUCUCCGCAAGCAGCGAGAGCCCAGCGCUGGGCUCCCGCUGCUUGCGGAGAGGUGCGCGAAGCCUGCAUUUGCCCCCUAGGACGCACACACAUUUCCCCUUCAUUUUUGGAGGGGGAAAAGUGCGUCCUAUAGGGCGAAAAAUACGGUAAUUCCUUUAUCUCUUUUAUGAAUUACGUUUUAUAUAUGUUUCCAGGUGAUCUAGAAAAACGGACCUCUGGGAUAGAGGGCAUUUGAGGCGGGGGUUGAGGAGAUUGCAGCUCACGCUUCCGUAAUCCAUUGCCGACAGCAAACUAGUUAACAAGUCGCAGCUAGAAAUCUUGACAAAAUAAAGAUAUGAGGGUGUUCCUUCUGGUAUUGCUCAUUGCAUGUUACAGAGAUAGAGCUUUAUUAAAAGCAGUUAUAUCUUUCUAGAAAGUAGGUGGUUAGAGAACGUGUGCUCCCCAAAGACUUCCAAAGCUACGCCAUCUGUCAAAAGCAAAGAAGCUCUGCCACCUUUAUAAUUAGCAUUUACCGGUACCUAACACCUACAUUCUAACACCUCCUGUAACAUACUGUUCCUGAGAACAAAUGUGUUUGCCACAGUAUCAUACAUGCUCUUCUCCUGAAGAGCUCCGGCAAAGUAACAUUUUGAACUAAAAGAAAGAUGCAAAUGUUUACUCCAGAAAGAAAUUAUAAUGACAUCCCAGAGGACCUUGAGUGUAAACAAAUUUCAUUGUUGCUUUCUCCCACUACUAUAGAUCCCUGCAUCAGUUUUCAGAAAUGCCGGUCCUUUCACGAUGGAAUAGUGCUGGCUCAUCCCAUUCUCUUCCCAGUGCCCCCAAAAGGUCAGCAUCAACCAGAUUUCAAUGUUUGCGGCUUUCACGGUGCACGACACACGACUCAAAUUCGGCUAUGCGGGACGGGAAGUUUUUUCUGGUGCUUUGUUUUUCUGCGGAAAAUUUUCUGUUUCACAAGUUCAUUAGUAGCAACGAACGGCUGCCAAUUGCAAAUAAAUAUUGGGCAUACUUGGCAGUUUUGAAGUGUUUGGCUUUGUUUACUCAAUCCGAGUAAAAUAAACAUGCUAAAUUACAUCACUCUCAAGGGCAGCAGAAAAUGUUCUGAUGCAAACUGAAAAAAAUUCUGAUGCAAAUUGCCCUGCUUUCCAACUCAGAAUUUCCCAGAAAGCCCGCAUUGGUGCUCAAAGAAAAUGUUCGUUUGUUUGUUUGUUAAUUUCAUAUAAUUUACACGCCGCUUGAUUGUAAAAACAAGACAAAAGGUAAAGGGAACCCUGACCAUUAGGCCCAGUCAUGGCCGACUCUGGGGUUGCAGCGCUCAUCUUACUUUAUUGGCCGAGGGAGCCAGCGUGCAGCUUCUGGGUCAUGUGGUCAGCAUGACUAAGCUGCUUCUGGCGAACCAGAGCAGCGCACGGAAACGCUGUUUACCUUCCUGCCGGAGUGGUACCUAUUUCUCUACUUGCACUUUGACGUGCUUUUGAACUGCUAGGUUGGCAGGAGCAGGGACCGAGCAACGGGAGCUCACCCCGUCGCGGGGAUUCGAACCACCGACCAACUGAUCGGCAAGUCCUAGGCUCUGUGGUUUAACCCACAGCGCCACCCAGACCCACCCAAAAACGGAAAGUGGUUGGACCUAAAUAGAUAUGCACGUUUGGUAGAUGAUGCAGAAGCCGUCCCCAUGGCCCAUUCCAGAUGUGUGUGCAUGUGUGCAAUUCAAUUGUUUCAUCUUCCAGCAUCAGUGUGCUCUGCCAUGGUAACUGACAGCAGUCAAAGCUAGUGAGGAUGUGUGGCUGAGCAUUUUCCUUUUCAGUGGCUUCACAGCACAUGCCAGAUUCUCAUGGCUCAGUUGCCCCCAAAUUCCUCUGAGCUUCAGACCCUGGUUUAGUUAUGAUUCGCAAUGUUCAGAAUGUUCUCUGGUUCUCUCCAGGAACAAAUUUUUGAAACUUGUAAUGCUCACCUUAAAUAGGUAAAAAAAAAGGUAAUGGUAAAGGACCCCUGGACGGUUAAGUCCAGUCAAAGCUGACUCUGGUGUUGCGGCGCUCAUCUUGCUUUCAGGCCGAGGGAGCCGGCGUUUGUCCACAGACAGCUUUCCGGGUCAUGUGGCCAGCAUGACUAAACUGCUUCUGGUGCAACAGAACACCGUGAAGGAAACCAGAGCGCACGGAAAUGCCACUUACCUUCCCGCCGGAGCGGUACCUAUUUAUCUACUUGCACUGGUGUGCUUUCAAACUGCUAGGUUGGCAGGAGCUGGGACAGAGCAACCGGAGCUCACCCCCUUGCAGGGAUUCGAACCGCUGACCUUCUGAUCCGCAAGCCCAAGAGGCUCAUGGUUUAGACCACCCGCAUCCCUCAACUUAAAUACAAGGGGAGCGGACCACCAUAGACCCGAAAGUUCUCCUGGAUGCAUUCCAAUUUGAGCUAGAGAAAAAUUAAAGCCCUCUUUCCCUGCCACCCAUCUCCAAACCCUACCCUCGUCCGAGCCACUUUCCUUUCCUCCUGCCUCAGCAGAAUGGAGAAAGGGGUAUUUUUCUCUCCUCCACUACUGUUGGCACUUAGCACCCUGCUGAGGCUACAUGCAAGAUGCCAGAAAGUGUCAUUUCCCCAAGUAUUACAGCUGCACUGAAACUAUAUAUCCCAGCAGUCCUGGUGCCUGCUCACAGCUAUAGUAGUAUGCCCAGUGCCAGAGAAGGGCAUGACAGUGACAGAGACCUCCCUCCCUUUCUCCGUUCUACUGCUGUUGUUGCAGUAGAUUGAGGUCCAGUGCCAAGGGCCUUCCAGCAGUUCCUUCUCUGCGAGAAGUGAGGUCACAGGGAACCAGGCAGAGGGCCUUCUUGGUAGUGGUGCCUGCCCUGUGGAAUGCCCUCCCAGCAGAUGUCAAGGCAAUAAACAACUAUUUUACUUUUAAAAGACAACUGAAGGCGGCCAUGUUUAGGGACGUUUUUAAUGUCCGACGCUGUAUUGUUUUUAAUAUUCGGUUGGAAGCCGCCCUGAGUGGCUUUGGUAACCCAGCCAGAUGGGUGGGGUAUAAAUAAUAAAUUAUUAUUAUUAUUAUUAUUAUUAUUAGCCAGUAAGCAAGUCGGGAGAAGGGAUGGGAUUAGGCAGGAGGGAGGCAAGUAGAUGGGCGAGAGGAAAGGAUCUGAACUCUCACCAGGCAACGUUGAGAGAGAUAUCCCAGUCACAUAACCAGGGAUGCAACAGGGCCUGAUGUGGUUUGACCAAUUCCAACUGAAGAUGAGGUUGAGUUGAUCAGCAAUCCAGAAAAUUGGAUUGAGUUGCAUGAAAGAGAAGGAGCCAAAAGGCCCUUUGGAUGCGUUCCCUCUUAAUAGGAGAAGUCUCUCCCACUCUGAAAUCAUUUGGGAUCUUCUCUCUGUUCACUUCCAUUAGGGUGUAUUGUGUUGAGAUUUCCUUUUAAAAAAUAAAAAUAAAAAUUUUUAUUAACAGGCCAAUCACAUCACAUUAUCCAAAUCACAUUAGUUCCAAAUUAUACAGCCGAAUUUUAAAUUUUGUUGGGGGUACCCAUACAUCAAGUUCCGGACGAGUCCAAACAUCACUUAUAUUGCUGCAUUAAUUAAACAGUUCUAUCCAGUUCAAUCCAGAUAGUCCUUUAUUACUUCCUUCUUCAUCUUCUUGUUGUUAUCGUAUAUUCCUUUCUUUGCGAUCUCUGAUGAUUUUCACAAGCAGAUUGGAAACAGACAUGCUCUGUGUGGGUUUUGUACUCUCCAAAGAUCGUAUCGCUCAGGGACAGCCGCUGUUCCUCGCUUCCAUAAAAAAAAAUUAACCUUCGAUCUGUCCUUUACUUUUCUCAGACUUGCCCAGUAUAUCAGGAGGCUCUGUCAGGUCAAAAUUACAUUCCAGCAAUCCUUCUCAUUCCAGUGGUCCUGUUUCUCCUCCCCCUGUCCUUCUUUCUCCGGCAAGCCUGUCUUGGCGCGAUGCCAUUUUUUGACUCCGUCAUAGAAUUUCCCUCCGUUCUCAUUGUUUACCAAUCCUUUCUUUAGCUAUAUUCCAUCCCACACAGUUCUUAACUUCCUGCUUGUGAUUAGUAAAACGCAACAAUCUUGUUUCUUUCUGGCGUGAAGGGUUAUUAAUAUCACAUAGUACAAAGAAAAAAGGUUUUUUCCUCCACCCCCCCCUUCAUUCCAAACAUACAGUCUCAUAAUGGUGAUUCAUCAGAAGAUCUACUUAUCCGUCCAUCACUCCUGGUCACAGAGAUCCAUUAAUCAGCAGUCUUAUCUCUCAAGCGUUACUUGAUGUAUGUGCUUCAGCUUCAUUCCAAUCGUAUGUUUCCAAUUAUAAUUCCGAGCUGAAGCUAACCAGCACGCGCUGAUUGGAAUCGGCGUCAGGAAGAGCUGACCGCAUCGAGGGCUCGUGCCAAGUGACCGGCACCCCCAGACCUCGGAUCUGGGGGUGCAUUGUGGACACCGCUGGCAAGGCAGGGGCCCCCCCAUCUCCUUGGGGGGGUAGGAAGACUGCAUACUUCCCAUAGCAGCCUCUUAAUUACCUCGUAUGGGUCAGAGAGAUGUUAUUGUUGGCCAUCUUCCAAUGCGCCACCUGGUGGCCCCCCUGUGUUGAGAUUUCCAUCCCACCUUAAGGAACAGAUGUGUAUCACAUGUCUGUUUACAUUCCAGCACAGUAUGGUAGGAACUUCUGUUGUGUAUAGCUUUUGCUCUGCCCAUUCUCUCUGAGAUGACAUGAGAGAGAGACAUGUUUCUUUGUCCUGAUUUAUGAUUAAUAAAUCUGUAGUUGUAGUAUGCUUCCACAAGCCUCACGCCUAUUCUGUGUGCGCAGUUCUCUCGCUGAUAGAGUGCCCUGGCUUUGAAGCCUGGGUCGCUGAUUUACGUCAGAGCAUGGGCCGAUGGAAGGAGACGGCACAGCUGGGGUUUGCCAGCUGGCCUCCCGGCCCUCUGCAUGUUGGCCCAUGUGUUAGUUUUCUCUGUGUGGUUAGAAGCCGAAUUCUGUGGAGGGUUUGGCUCAUGCACUGGCCAUGAGGCAAAGUCUUCCUGGAGUUGUAGUUCCAGUGUCUUUGAGUGACCAGUAUUAAACCGAAGGAGCUGCGCACUGACCAUUGUCUACAUUACACCCAUUGAUUGACUGUGUUUCUAGUUUGAUUAAUUUCAGGGAUGAAAACUUAAUACAUAAUGAAACUCCAAAACAUUCCUAGGAAUCUUCAUGACAUGAAAGAGAGUUGUACUUAAGUGAGCGUUGGAUGGGUGACAAGCAAAAUUAUUACCUGAAACUCUUGACAUGAGUAAUGAUUAUUGAAAUGGACAUGUGCAUUGUUACCUGGCUUGAGUCAUUGGGAUGAGGUGAGCUAUAAGCCCAAAUAAAUAAAUAAAUAAAUAAAUAAAUGUAAACAAAUUACUUUUGUAAAGCGUAGUUUAUUUAUCUGGGAACAAAUUUAAAGUUUACAAUGUCAAUUUAGAAUUGUUGGGUGGUAGCUUCUCAUAGGCCAUUUUGUACUUGUCUAGCUCAGAGAUAAUGGGACACGGGAGGUGCUGUGGUCUAAACCACAGAGCCUAGGGCUUGCCAAUCAGAAGGUUGGCGGUUCGAAUCCCUGCAACUGGGUGAGCUCCCGUUGUUCAGUCCCAGCUCCUGCCAACCUAGCAGUUCGAAAGCACAUCAAAGUGCAAGUAGAUAAAUAGGUACCGCUCCGGCGGGAAGGUAAAUGGCAUUUCCGUGUGCUGCUCUGGUUCGCCAGAAGCGGCUUAGUCAUCCUGGCCACAUGACCUGGAAAAACUGUCUGCAGACAAACGCCGGCUCCCUCGGCCUGUAGAGCGAGAUGAGCGUGCAACCCCAGAGUCAUCUGUGACUGGACCUAAUGGUCAGGGGUACCUUUACCUUUACCUAGUUCAGACAUAGCCAAUGUCAUUACAUCCAGAUUUUGUUGGGCUCCAACUCCCAUCAGGCCAAACCAGCAUGGCCAGUGGUCAGAGAUGAUGGUUGAUGUAGUACAGCAACAUCUGAAGAGUACCACAUUGAUCACUGCUCAUCUAGCUCCACAAUACAGACAUGAGAUAGGAAGAAGGAAGAAUGAUAUCCAGUUAAAUCGUGCUCAGAGUAGGUCCAUUGAAAUCAGCAGAGUUAUGUACAUUGAUUUCACUGAGUAUGAUUCAUUCUGGAUAUAUUUUAGCUUAGUGAAAUGAAAUAACAUGUCAAGCCAGCAGCAUAAUUUAUGUGGUUGUUUUCUCUAUAGUGUCACUGAAUGGUUAGAUUUCUCGGAAAAAGAUCCAGUUGAGAUUCUGCUGGAUUUGGGGUUUGGUACAGAUGAGCCUGACAUCUGCACUAAAAUCCCUUCCCGGUUCAUCAGUUGUGCUUCCAUAGCUAAAGGAAUCAACAUCCGGGUUUUCAUUGAAGCUCAAAGAAAACGAAUGGAUAUAGAAAGCCCCAAUUUAUGUGGUAAGUAAAUGAAAAUAGAUUUUUUUGUGUUGUGGGAGUGAGGAAAUGUUUUGGAGAGAUGAGCUCAUUCUCAUAAGCAGAAGGUUUUGCUGAGGGGGGGGAGAUCAGGAGAAUAAAUCUUAUUACAACCAUCAAACACUUUGAGAGGUUAGUCCAGUGGACUGUUCAUUGAAAUCAACUGAGGUAUCUGUACUUAAUAAAUAUGGUAAGGUAUUUUUGGACAGCAGCCAGCUUUGAGUGUCUGAAAGGGUUUUCAUUAUGGCUGCCUCUGAUUCAGAAUUGCUUUCUAUGUAAGCCCAUUCAAUCAAAUUAUAGCAGAAAAUAAUACUCUGCUUCGAUAAUGAAAGGAGAAUCUGACCCACUAUAUCUAUACUGUAUAGUAUACUGAAUUUGUAGUAGUUCCUGUGAGGUUUCGAACACUCAUUGGCUGAGCUAGGAUGGUGUCAAAAAAUGUUCAAUCAGAGAAAGAAGUUGUUAGAAUGUUCGAAAUCUAGUUUCUGUAAGAGAAGAAGUUGUCAGUAUGGCUUGCGCUAAUAUGAAGUUCAGUUUGUCGGGCUAUUUAGCUUAGGGCCAAGUUGAAAUGUAAGAAUGCAAUCUAAUGUUGGAAUUAAGAAGAAUAGAAGAUGGAGAAUUCACUGCUUAUCCUCCUUAAGAGGUCAAUUACAAUAGAUUAACAAACACAACAGGUCAACAAAUGUUACUUUAGCCAUGUGGAAAAUUUGCUUUUCUUUUACUAGCAAAAUUGUAUAGUAGCUGCUGUUUAAAUGGCACAACCACUCAGACAAGGACUGAUCGUGUGGACCUUGACCAAAAGCUGAAGUGGUUGGGCCAUUUACAUGUUAUCCCUUUCUACAUAGGAGCAGCUCUCAGAAGACCAACUCUUUGGUAGCUUCUAAAAAGGCUCUUUAAUAUGAGGUGCUUUGUUAGCUUUUAGUUUGUAGAAUGUGUGUGGUAGGUAGGGAUGGGGAGAAAUUUGAUUCAGUUCACAUUUAAAGGCAGAUCUAUCAAAUUCAUACUUUUGGAAAUAAAUGAGAACCAAAGCACAGCCAUUCUUCAAAAUUCACACUUGCUCAAAUUUUGAGAUACAGUUCCCCAACCAAGCAACGUUUACCAAAAAAUAAAUAAAUCAUCUGUUGGGGAAAGGCAUGCAUUAAAAUUAAUAAUAAAAAAUGCAUUAUAUCGGGGGAAGUUGAUUGAAAAGUGUAUACAGUAGUCAAAGCUGCAUACAAACGUGCUUCUUCAGAGAAAUGUUCAUUAAAAUGUUGAUGAAUUUUCAUGAGGAUUAUGUGUGCGUGCAAAACCCCCACAAAUUGCUGCAGAAAUGUGGACGACUGAAUUUAAUAUGGGGGGAAAAUGAGAAACCGAAAGAACUGAAAUCAUCAGAUCCUUCCAUCUUUGGGGCAGGUAAAAAAAUCCUCCCUAGGUGAUAAUAAUAUGACUUUGCCCAUUUCUGAUUAUCAAAGAGCCCCUUUUCUUUUAUUCUAAAUACCCUAAAAUUGACACACAGGUUUAAUAUAAAUGUGAUAAGUGUUAAAGAAAACCUGAAGUGUGUGCUUCAGGGUUUUAUUGCUGAGUGAAGGAUGGUUAAUGAAAAGUCCAAGUCUCUGAUUCACCUCUGCAAAUACCCAGAUUAGACUCAAUUAAUAGUUCCCUCCAAGAUAUCUUUAUCAUGGCAAAGGUUCUCUCCUGAGGCCAUUUCCCUCGUUGCAAUCCAUAAAUGGUUGGACCAUGGGAGUCCUUUUAACAACAGCAUGUUCCCCUCUGUCAGGGUUGCUGAUGCAUGUGUUCUAAGGUUACACAUGAUUAGGAAUGAAUGAAUCUGCCAAUUCUGGUUUCUUACAGUUUCUUACAGUUCUUCAUUUUUCCAUUUUUAAGUUUAGUUCACUCUAUUUCUACAUCAGUCUACAUUUUUAAGAAGUUGCCACACAAAAAUCAUAUGCAUUUUAUUCACAGUUUUCCUAAUACGUGCAAUUUCAUAAGCCAUUUAUCCCAAUCGAAUGUAUUCAUUAAUAUAUAACACAUCAUCAUUAAUUUAUUUAUUUCAUAUGCAUUUGGGGACUCAUUUUCCCCAAACACACAUAGUUUUUGUACACAUUUUUGGGGUUGAGAACUGCACCACAAAAUUCAAAGACGGGCAAAUUUCAAAGGAAUUUCAGUUCUGAUUCAUAAAAUAGAGCUGCCAAACGUUUAUCCUACAUAUAAUAGACAUAUAACUAUGUACAACAUGUGUGACGGCCACAAAGCUCUGUGGAAGCAACCACAUUGCAGUGUUAACAAUACGAUCUGAGUUUAGAGAUUUAGCGUUGUCUGUCUUCAACUUGUUGUAUGAAGCCUGGAAGCUUUCUAGGUUUGGUCUGCAACUAAACAAACAAAUGCAUAAGUUUUGUUUUCAUCUGUCUCAAACAUCAGGACGUUUUCGGCAAUUGGAAGUCCUGGAUCAUGUGACUAGUGCCUUUUCUUCUUUGCUGAAUGACAUCAACACCCUGCAUCAUAAGUCGGAAGAGAGAACCGGAGAGGAGAAUUGUGCAGUGGGCUCUCCGAAGCGGAAUCUUGUGGUCACACAGGCAAAGAGGAGGAGAAUAGGUCAGCUCCUGAGAAAAGUGUCCAGGCAGACAACAAUGCAUAGCCCUCAAGUGUACCGAAAUGCUGGCACAUGCCAGGCCAAAGAAGACAAUUCUUCUGUUGAUGUGGACCUGCACAUGGCAAUGCGGACUGGCUUGUCUGAAAACCCUGCCUUGGUCCCUCUGAAAGAAGAACCGUUUCCAAGUGAGAAGGAGGCAAAGACUCCACAAUCCAUAGCAAGUAAACCUUGGGUGUUGCCUCACCUUCCAGUGAAACUGCCUCAUUUUCCUUCCACCUCUGAGAUGCUCAUUAAAGACAGACCACGCAAAGAACCCAAUAUCCUUUUGACCCAUACGCUCAGGAGAGUGUCUAGCUUCAACUGCAAGCCUUCAGAUUCCUUUGAAAUGGAGGAGGUAAGACAGAUUGCUGUGUGUUGUGCAUAGAUAGGUGAUGGAGGCACAGAGGAAAGUUGGUUUUAGUCUACAUCUUAUUUUAAAAUAGUUCUACGCCACUUUCCAGUCAAUGCUUGUCCAAAGUGGCUUAUAGCAGUAAAAAAAACAAAGUAAACCAUAGAUCAUUGUUAAAAAUAUAUGGGUUAAACCACAGAGCCUAGGACUUGCCAAUCAGAAGGUAGGCGGUUCGAAUCCCUGCAACGAGGCGAGCUCCCAUUGCUCGGUUCCUGCUCCUGCCAACCUAGCAGUUUGAAAGCACGUCAAAGUGCAAGUAGAUAAAUAGGUACCACUCCAGCAGGAAGGUAAAUGGCAUUUCCGUGCGCUGCUCUGGUUUGCCAGAAGCGGCUUAGUCAUGCUGGCCACAUGACCUGGAAGCUGUACGCUGGCUCCCUCGGCCAGUAAAGCGAGAUGAGCGCUGCAACCCCAGAGUCGGCCAUGACUGGACCUAAUGUUCCGGGGUCCCUUUACCUUUACAUAAAAGAAUAAAACUCAUCCAAUGAAUUAGAAAUCCAUAGGCCAUGAAACAUAACUCUAGACCCAGCCCAUCCAGUGUCAAUUUCAUUUUACCAGUCUUCAGUUCAUCACAUUUCUGUAUCAAUUUGUGAUUUUGUCAGGAAGUCCUGAAACAACCCUCCUUUUUGUAAGUAAUUUCUCCUUAUAUGAUGAAUGCUUAUGCUGUUUUCACCAAUAUAUGCACACUUAGGCACAUUCCUCACCCCUCCAAUAUACCAAUUUUUGUACACAAUUUUGUUUGUUUGUUGAAGUGUGUACAUUUCAAAUAAUAGGUAAGUUUUGGUUCAUCACAUUGUUUGGAGAAGGGCAAGUCAGGAAGAAAGAAAACCAUAUUUCUCCAUUCUGUAGUGGAGAGUGGUGACUGGAAGAUUGGAAGUUGGUUACAAGUCUUGCCAGCUUGUUCACCAAGCAGAAGUUUAGAAAUAGCAUGCCAUUUGGGGAUUGAUGUGAUACUAGCAACAUCCUUGUUUUUAGAUGCUAGCCUGUGAGCAUUAUAGUAUGACAUGAUCACUGAACGAUUAUUUCCUAUCAUUAGCUAUGCAUGCUAAUUUUGGGUCGUUAUGGGUUCGGGUGUUUAUGAGAGAUGUGUUUAUGAUAUAAAGUGUGAAGAGGGCAAUAUUUUCAAGCAGUUUGAGAAGAAGACAUCUUCCCCAAAAAACCCCUCAAUAUACCAUCCCAAUACUUUCACUUUAUUGUGCUCAGUUCUAAAGGCCCUUUGCAGAAAUAUUUAAGAUUCUUCAUCAGAAGAUUGGCGGUUCGAAUCCCCGCGGCGGGGUGAGCUCCCAUUGCUCGGUCCCUGCUCCUGCCAACCUAGCAGUUCGAAAGCACAUCAAAGUGCAAGUAGAUAAAUAGAUACCGCUCUGGCGGGAGGGUAAAUGGCAUUUCCGUGCGCUGCUCUGGUUCGCCAGAAGCGGCUUAGUCAUGCUGGCCACAUGACCCGGAAGCUGUACACUGGCUCCCUUGGCCAAUAAAGUGAGAUGAGCUCCGCAACCCCAGAGUCAUCCGCAACUGGACCUAAUGGUCAGGGGUCCCUUAACCUUUACCUUGAGACUGAACCAAGAAAAGUGCUGCCAGUUGUUAUACAAGCCCUUGGUUCUCUGGGGCCAUGCUGAUUUCCUCCUCCUCUCUGUAACCAGCUCCUGCAGAGCUGCAAGAUAUGGAAUACAAGUGUCCAUAAAGACUUGGAUGCAGCAGACUGAGAAAGGACCUCUCUGCAUCAAACUAAGUCGUCUGCCUCCCUGUCACUUGCUUGUGGGACAUGAAGGUGACAGAGAUGACCAGGGCAUAAUUUGAUACGGAGAUGUUUCAUCAGAAAAUAAGAGGGGCCACUCAACUGUAGCAAUUGCCUUCUCUGCAGUACAUUGUUCAUAGUCUCCACUCUGGGUAAUGUCCUGGGGCAGAAUGAAAGCCAUAAACACCUGACCAUUGAUAUACACAAUAUGAACCAUGAUUAUUUUUUCUCAGCCCUCAUUGGGCUGUUUUGGGGAAGGAGGGGGUUGCCCUUAGGGAUUUUUUAAUGCACUUGUGCUCAUCCCUCCUUCUUGUUUCUCAGUGUUUUGCAUUCUGGCAGCACUUACCCAUGGAGGCCAAUCCAUUUGGGUGAAUAAGGCCCUGCCCCAUCCACCUCAGCCAGUCACCACCUGUGAAAUAUACUCGGAGUUGAGUGUGGAUUUCAUGCUCUUUAUUCAACUCAUAGUAGUGAGGAAUGGAAGUUCCCCCAAAAUGUCUGCUUUAUAUACAGUAUUUACACAAUGGGCCCCACGUGAUUGGCUAAUUCUGGGAUUCCCCUGUAGGCCAAUCAGGUUGCGGAUUCACUUCCACCUGGAGUUGGAUUGGGUGGCUCCUGCAGACCAAUCAGAGUACUGCAUUCUGAAUCCUAUUGUUCUAGGACCAAUCAGACUGCUGCAUUCCGAAUCCUAUUGUUCUAGGACCAAUCAGACUGCUGCAUUUUGGAUCCUAUUCAACUCAGUACAUAACAACCUGCAUUCUUACUUACAACUAGUCCAGAGAGUGGCCCUGGCUGUCAGUUUCCUCCUCCUUAGUCCCAGAGUUAUAAAUGUAGAACUCAACAGAGAAGAGGACGGGGACAAAUCUAGAAUUAGUUGGCUCCACAUAUCCUUGGCUCUGGCAUCCAACUACCACAGGUCUCCCACCUUGCCCAUCUCAGUGGGCACCAGCCUACCAUAGGCACUCGACACUUGAUUUUUCUAUUUGAGAGAGAUUUCCACUAGGCAAAAAUGUGCUUUGACCUGGCAAUAGUAUCACGUGGAACAGAUCCGUGUUAUAAACUCUAACUUACAGCCCCAAACCCAAGUUUUAUUUUCAAAGACACAUCAACAACAGAAGAACAUUCAGAGUUGCUUUGUUCAGUGUUGUUUUAGUCUGAAAUCCUAAUGUCAAAGUGAAGAAAUAUACUUUUAAUAGUAAACAAAAACGAGCUGCUUUAAGGAGUGUUUUCCCCCUCUCCUGUCGCAGAUCCAGAGCUUUGAGGAUGAAUCUUCCUGGGGAAAUCCUCUUGAAAGCACUUCAGGUGGGUAUUAGCAACUGUAAUUGCUCUAUAACAUUUUGCAAAUUUGCCGUAUGCCUUGGAAAUGGAAAUGCCAGAGAUAUGGAGUGAGUUGGUUGGACUGGUCAACCAAAAACAUUCCCUCACAACCUGAUGUCUUUAUUCAACAUAUAAACCCUCCCUGUUUUGAAAGAGAGUUUUAUAUGGAUGGGUGGAUGGGAUUCUUGUAAGAGACAAGUUGUAAAUGGGUAGGAGAGUGGGAUGGAAGUAAACAAAAGAGAUUGCAGGAAGUAUCUUCUUUUCAGUAGGCUUUGAUUGUUGGCAUUCCUAAGAUGCGUUUUCUGAGUAAUUCUUAUUUGCUAGAAGGUAGGCAGUAGAGCCUGAGAUUUCAUGGUUGAGUUACACCAGAGAUAUGUGGCUUGCUGUUUGCACCAUGAGCCAGUCCGCUCUGCUACUAGCUCUGCAUUGUUUUUUGUUCUAUAUAAGCAAUGUCAUCAUCAUAUUGGUCAACCAUUUAGAUCUGCUCUUAGUUGUGUGCUCUGCAAGGUUUCAACUGCAUCCAAAGUCUCACGAAAAUCUAUGUGUGAAUUGUGGUGGAACUGGGACCUACAUUAGGUACCUUGUGGAGGUGUCAAAUGCAAAAGCCUAGACCAGCCUUCAGUUGGCAUCAUAAAAUACCACCAGGUAAUAAUGUAUGGAGUGGGACAUGGGUGGUGCUGUGGUCUAAACCACAGAGCCCAAGGCUUGCCGAUCAGAAGGUCGGCAGUUCAAAUCCCCGUGACGGGUGAGCUCCUGUUGCUUGGUCCCUGCUCCUGCCUACCUAGCAGUUCGAAAGCACGUCAAAAUGCAAGUAGAUAAAUAGGCGGGAAGGUAAACGGCGUUUCUGUGUGCUGCUCUGGUUCGCCAGAAGCGGCUUAGUCAUGCUGGCCACAUGACCCAAAAGCUGUAUGCUGGCUCCCUCGGCCAGUAAAGCAAGAUAAGCGCCACAACCCCAGAGUCGUCCGCAACUGAACCUGUCAGGGGUCCCUUUACCUUUACGUAAAAACUUAUUCAGAUGUGGCUUUGCAGUAUCUUUUUUUUUUUUUUUUUUGUACGAACCAGUAUUUAUUGCUGUUUUACACUACAUAAUUAUUAUUAUUUUAAGGCUUCAGAAUUUUUUUAUUACUGAUGUUUUUAUUUAUCUGAUUGCAAUGUAUACCUUCUUGCUAUAUUUUAACGAAAAUGCCAUAUAUAUUUAUGUCAAUAAAUAUAAAUAAUAAACUAUGAAUGAGAUGACAAGGUAUACCCAGUGCUUUUUUUCUGGGGGGCAUGCAUAUCCCUUAACAUUUUAUGAAUCUUAGUUUGACCUCAUUGAGGGGCAGUUUUUCAAUAUGAGUAGGAAAAUGAGAGUACCCCUAAACAUAUUUUUUUUUAGAAAAAAAAGUACUUGGGCAUACCUAUAAGGAAAACAUAGCCUUGAAAUGUAAUUCAUACUCUAUUCUGUUCCUUACCUUUUUAAAAAAAUGUAUCUGAAGAAGUGUGCAUGCACACAAAUGCUCAUAUCAAUAACAAACUUAGGUAAAGGGACCCCUGACCAUUAGGUCCAGUCGUGACUGACUCUGGGGUUGCGGCGCUCAUCUCACUUUAAAGGCCAAGAGAGCCAGCGUUUGUCUGCUUCCACAGUUUUUCUGAGUCAUGUGGCCAGCAUGACUAAGCCGCUUCUGGCAAACCAGAGCAGCACAUGGAGACGCCAUUUACCUUCCCGUCGGAGCGGUACCUAUUUAUCUACUUGCACCUUGAUGUGCUUUCGAACUGCCAGGUUGGCAGGAGCAGGGACCGAGCAACGGGAGCUCACCCCGUCGCUGGGAUUUGAACCGCCGACCUUCUGAUCGGCAAGCCCUAGGCUCUGUGGUUUAACCCACAGCUCCACCCACAUCCCACAAUAACAAACUCUAAGGUGCUACUGGAAGGAAUUUUUAAAUUUUGUUUCCAUCAUUUUAAAAAAAGUCUCAUUUCAAAACAGAGCUUUAAAAUGAGAUUUUUUUUUGUCCCGAGACUUCAGGUAUGGGAUGAGUUAAUUAUUCCAAACAGUCAAGUAUCCCCCCACCCCCUUCUCUAAUUCAUGUACUUUAAAUCUGACCAUAUUUAUAAGAGUUGGUUAGGGGCACAGACUAUGCUUAAUGGUAGAUCUAACUGAGCAUGAAAGAGGAAGAUACAGUGGUACCUCAGGUUAAGUACUUAAUUCGUUCUGGAGGUCCAUUCUUAACCUGAAACUGUUCUUAACCUGAAGCACCACUUUGGCUAAUGGGGCCUCCUGCUGCCGCUGCGCCGCCGGAGCAUGAUUUCUCUUCUCAUCCUGAAGCAAAGUUCUUAACCCGAGGUAAUAUUUCUGGGUUAGCGGAGUCUGUAACCUGAAGCGUAUGUAACCCGAGGUACCACUGUACAGACUGAGUAUUUUGUUUACGUAGACAUGAUGAAAAUACUUUCCAAUGUGCCUGGGUUCCUUAGCUGUAGGACCAGGCCUCUGUCCUCAUCCAAUUGUUCAAAAUUUUGCACAACACACCCACCCACCCACCCCCUCAUGCUGUGAAAUAUCAUUUCUUGGCUGCUGUGAGCUGUUUCUCUUAGCUGUUCCCUUUGCCAGGAAUCUUGAUGCUCCUUUCGUCUUUCCUUCCCCUUGAGCCGAUUGCAGAGACUGAAUUCUAAAAGACACUCAAACCUCAAGCAUCUCUAGAUAACUUCCAAGGAAUACCGGAGUGUUUUCGAGCAAUUUGUGUGUGUGUGUGUGUGUGUGUGUGUGUGUGUGUGUGUUCUACACAAAAUAUUACAAUUUUUAUUAGGCAAUUUUAUCAUUGUUAUAAAUAAGUAAUUGUACUGGGGAGAAGGGAUAAUCCUUAUUUAAUUAAAUUCAUCUAUACUCCCAGGUUGGCAGCAACCAGACAUAUGUGAGACUAAUACCCACAGCCUGCCUUGUAUGCCUGUGCAAUUAAAAAUUCACUCUACAGUAGCACUGGCAGUUUAGUGUUGCUUUUGGCAUUUACAAAUUCUUUUAUUUUGUGACUUUUUUCCCACCAUACACAUAUGCUGGAGCAGAUGUUGCUUAUUUGUUGUUUAUUCAAAUCUGUAAGCUCUGGCAGCAAACGCCAUUGUUCUGUAAUGAAGCUUUGCUCACUGUCCUGUAUUAGGAAGGGCCCAGCAAAUGUCUGACGGGCACUUAGCUCCCAGCAGGAGGAUGUACGCAUUUUACCAGCAAUCUAUACAUCCAUUUGAGGAUCCUGGCUGCAGGGCAGUGCAAAGGAAUGGAAAGGCACAAAGCAUAGGGAAGAUCAGGGCAGCCUGGUCAUAGUAGGGGCCUUGUCUUUUCUUUUCACCCGAACUUACCUGGUGUGCAGAUGCGCGGUUCAGCACCUGGGAACAGAGUUGUUCUUGCACACCAGUGCUUUCCUCUUUUCAGCUGGCUUUUGGGGACGACGUGAAGGUGACUAAGAUAGCAUGUGGCUGGAAAUUCAGCAGCAGCAACCCUUAAUUGUAACAGGUAUGGCAUUUGUGCGUGUUGGUGUCCGUCAACACCAAUGCCAGUGUGGUGUAGUGGUUAAGAGCAGUAGACUCGUAAUCUGGGGAACCGGGUUUGCGUCUCCGCUCCUCCACAUGCAGCUGCUGGGUGACCUUGGGCCAGUCACACUUCUUUGAAGUCUCUCAGCCCCACUCACCUCACAGAGUGUUUGUUGUGGGGGAGGAAGGGAAAGGAGAAUGUUAGCCGCCUUGAGACUCCUUCGGGUAGUGAUAAAGCGGGAUAUCAAAUCCAAACUCUUCUUCUUUGGGCUUGUCCCCCUGCCUCUUCCCCCCUCCACCCCAGGCAGCUUUUUCCAAGGGGGCCCUGACCAAAGAAGGAACGGCUGAUCCCCAAACCGGCUCUGCUAAUGCAAGAGCAUCCGUUGGCUGAAAAGCCCCCUUUGCAGCCCAAGAGGCAAUCAAUCAGAGAAAGUAACCACCUCCAUCUGGCACACGGUAGCCUGGAUACUCACUUCCGCAGCCUUUUGCGAUUCAUCUUGUCCCAACAAGUGGUGCCAGGGACCAAACCGCACUCGAGUCUUUCCAGCAGCUGGGUACGUUUACCUCCCCAGCCUGCUGAGCUGACAUAUUAGCUCCCCUGACUUAUUGAGUGGCAAUGCUUUUAAUUAUCACACCUUCCCUUCCUCCUCCUCCUCCUCCUUGCGAUCUCUUUCACGUACAGUUUGGCACCAUGGGAAUAUCUGCAGAAGGCAAUCGGCAUUUUUCUUAAUUGACUGUGUUCCAAUAGUGUGAAUCCUGUUUAUUAUCCUCCCGUAAAGUACAUAUGGGAACGAUUGCUUGAUGGCGAGAAAGUGUGCCACAAUCAUUUCCCUGUUUCUGAUGGCGGCGGGCAAGUUGUGUUGGUUUUCACAGAUGGUAGUUGCUUGCCAAAAGCUAAAGAUGGGCAAAAGGUAUUAUGUGUGCACUUGUUAUUUAAAAUCUCUCUCCCCCUCCCCCCAGUCACAUUUCUUCAAAUCACGUCUCUUAAAUUUCCUAUGAAGUCCUAUGGUUCGCAAAGUUUAUCUGAAAAUAUCUGCAUGUUGAUGAAUAAUGGGCAGGAAUAAAUAGAAUGAUGUUUAAUGCAUGGUUCUUACCAUUUGAUAGGAUUGGCUAUUGGUUUUUCUUUUUAAAAAUCUGGUAUAAGAGAGAGCACCACAACAUUUCAUAGUUCCCUGUCUUUCUUUCUUUCCCAGUUGUUACGUCUUGUCCACUUACACCCUUGCCUAAUAUUUUCGAGCUGUAACAUAACCUCAUAGAAUUAUGGGAUAUAACUGCAUUGGCAGAUGCAAUUGCAAUAGGCUGGCGCUAAACAUCUGAGAGGCUGAGUAUCCCAGGUCCCCAUCAAACAUCUGGAAAUAGCAGAGGAAUGCCAAUUUCCAGUGAUUUCCUCAUAAGCCUGCCUCCCACCUAGAGCCGGGGUACAAGAUGUUUAUUGCCACAUCUCUGGGAAGGCUGCAGCUUCUCCUCAAGAAAUUGGCCCAGGUCCUUUCCACCAAGAACCUCAAGAUGGUGGUCAUGGUUCUCCUCCCCAUUUUGUUCUAGCAAGAACCCAGGUCAGGCUAACUGGUUCAAGAUCACCUAAAGCAGCCUUUCUCAACCUGUGGUUCCCCAGAUGUUGUUGAACUACAACUCCCUUCACCCCUAGCUACCAAGGCCAGAGCUCAGGGAUGAUGGGAGUUGUAGUCCAACAACAUCUGGGGACCCACAGGCUGAGAACUGCUGACCUAGAGAGUUUCAUGAUUGAGUGGGGAUUGGAACCCUGGUCUCCUAGGUCCUAGUCUGUCACUGUGACCACUUCGCUGAUCCCCAGUGAGAGGGUCACAACAUAGUUCUCCCUGUGGUUUUUAUGGCAUGCUCUCAUCACCUGUAGAGGCAGCAAGGUAGCAACGUCAAACAUCGAUGUAAGGCAGAACCCAAUGACUUUUUACUCAGGGUAGACCCAUUGAGAUUAAUGAACACGCUAGCUCUAGGACUACUUUGAGUAAAACAUCACUGAACACUAUCCACAACUUCCCCAUCUAUGGCUGUCCAAUGCCAGAGUCACCCAGACCAUUGGAUGAGGAGGGAUAGUGAAUGACUGCAGCCAGAGCAAGUCUUACAAACUUAUCAAAGGUUCUCUCCCAGUCCUACCUGCAGGUGCCAGGGAGGGAUUCAUAGAAUCAUAGAAUCUUAGAACUGGGAGGGACCCAAGGGUUGUCUAGUCCAACCCCCUGCCAUGCAGGAAUCUCAGCUAAAGCAUCCAGGACAGAUGGCCAUCCAACAUCUGCUGAAAAACCGACAAGGAAGGAGAGUCCACCACCUCUAGUGGGAGUCUGUUCCACUGUCAAACAGCUCUUACUGUCAGAAAAUUUUUCCGAAUGGUUAAUUGGAAUCUCCUUUCUUGUAACUUGGAGCCAUUGCCUCGAGUCCUACCCUCCAGAGCAGGAGAAAACAAACAUGCUCCCUCUUUCAUGUGACAGCCCUUAAGAUAUUUGAAGAUGGCUAUCAUGUCUCCUCUCAGUUCCCUCUUUUCCAGGCUAAACAUACCCAGCUCCUUUAUGCACUCCUCAUAAGGCUUAGUUUCCAGACCCUUCAUCAUUUUGGUUGCCCUCCACUGCACACACUCCAGCUUGUCAGCAUCCUUCUUAAAUUGUGGUGCCCAGAAUUGGACGCAGUGUGGUCUGACCAAAGCAGAAUAGAGUGGUACUACAGUGGACGCUUGGGUUGCGAACGUGAUCUGUGCAGGAGGUACGUUCGCAACCCGCAGCAUUCGCAACCUGCAGUGCUGCGUCUGCGCGGGUUGCGAUUCGGCACUUCAGCGCAUGCGCAAAGUGCGAUUUAGCGCUUCUGUGCCUUAGCGACCGCCGAAACCCGGAAGUAACCUGUUCCAGUACUUCUGGGUUUCAGCAUGUCCGUAACCCGAGAAAACGCAACCUGAAGCGUCUGUAACCCGAGGUAUGACUGUAUUUCUUCCCUUGGUCUGGACACCUUACUUCUGUUGAUGAACCUGGGGCCUUCUGCAUGCAAAGUACCUCUACCACUGAACCAUCGCCCUUUCCUUAAGUUUGCAGCUUCAGUGGUCGCUAUUUAAUGCCAACCGCUCCUUCCUACCAUCCACUGCUCCUCUGAAACAAUCUUCCUUUUUUCUCAUGUUUCAUUUACAUUACAGCCUUCAGGACCUUUUCACUCUGUUCACCAAAUACUCUUCAUGUUACAGUCUUCAACACGAUCAUCAAGUGAUGGCUUUAGAAGGAAACAAAUGUGUAUGCCGUCUCUCUGUGUGUAUGAAAAAGUCUACCGCCUAAUCUAGGCAGAGAGGUUAACUGCAUCGCUGAGCAUCGUAACAAAGAUUUAGGUGUUACAAUGCACUGGGAAUUUGCCAGCCUUAAGUCUGAUGUGGAAAAGGUCUUCAUCCUGUCCAAAUGAAUUCAUGUGUGACUCUCCUAAUGUCACUGGCAGCCUGCCAUGGGUCCCAGGGUCCCUCUACCACAUUACCAUGCUGUUUUGCUCGCUAGUAAAAAUGAGCAUGUCACAUUGUCACUCAAUGAUACUGAGCUUCCAACUUUGCCUUCCCCUCCCCUCGCCUGCAAAUAAUCCCUGGCCGCCUCGCUACGAUCCCGGUUGCCUCAUGUUGGGAAUGUGAAAGGAAAGAUGUGGCCGGGGAUGCUCACAAAAUCCUAAAGAGUUGAAGUGCUUUGGGGACAGCCUCGAGCUAAUCUCAGACGUCGCUUUUCCUCUGCGGCAGGAGAUUGACGUACCAGCCUCUUUGCGGAGCUCAAUUGAGGUCUGGCUUAGAUGAAAUCAAGAUAAAAGGAACGGCCGUCUCAAAUAUUAAUCACCUUCCUUGACUAAGAACAUAAGAAGAGGCCCACUGGAUCGGACAAGCAGUCUGCCUGAUCCAACAUCCAGUUUCCAUUGUGGCCAACUGAAGGUCUCUGGUCUUCAAUCUCUGGUCUUCAGUGGCAUGUGGCCCCUGAAUCCUGAAGGCUGCAUAUGGCCGUCCUGGCUGAUAGCCAAUGAUAGCCUUAUUCUAUGCAACAAAGGGACGCGGGUGGCGCUGUGGGUUAAACCACAGAGCCUAGGACUUGCCGGCUCCCUUGGCCAAUAAAGCGAGAUGAGCGCCGCAACCCCAGAGUCAUCCGCGACUGGACCUAAUGGUCAGGGGUCCCUUUACCUUUACCUAUGCAACAGGAAUGGGGAAUCUGCGGCUCACCAAAUGUUCCUGGGCUGCAUUUCCCAUCAGCCCCAGCUAGCAGAAGCAGUAGGGGUGGUGUGUGGUAGUCACAGCUUAGCCACCCAUCAUCGUCAUCAUUAGUUAAAUUUAUAUACUGACCUUCACAGACCUGCAGGUCUCAGGGCAAAAUUCCAUGCAAAAAUCCAAUAUAAAAGCACAAAAUGCCUGAUAAAAACGAGAACGAGAACUGAACAAACCAAUCACUGCCCACUCUCCCUUCCCACAAGCGCAUUUAAAAGGGCAUUGGAGGUCAACCAGCCAAAGGCCUGGUUGAAGAGGAACGUUUUCGCCUAAAGGUGUAUCAUGAAGGCACCAGAACCUCCCUGUGGAGAGCAUCUCACAAAUGGGGAGCCACCACCGAAAAGGCCCUUUCUCAUGUUGUUACCCUCUGGACCUCAUGUGGAGGAGGCACGUGAAGAAGAGCCUCUGAUGAUUCUUGCAGAGUCUGGGACGGUUUAUAUGGGGAAAGGUGGUCCUUGUGGUAUUGUGGUUCUGAGCCAUUUAAGGCUUUAUAGGUCAAAACCAGCGCUUUGAAUUGGGCCCAGAAACUAAUAGGCAGCCUGCACAGUCAGGCCAGCAUCAUACCAAAUUAAACCAUUGGUCUAGUUGGCUCAAUCCUGUGUGCACUGACUGGUAGGAAUUCUUUGGGGUUUCAGGCAGGAGUCUUUACCUGCCCUGCUUGGAAAUCCCAUGGAUUGAAGCUGGGACAAGGCAUAGAUCCAGUUCCUGAGCUGUGGCUCUGGCACAGCAGUUUACUUGUGUGUAAAAAGUGAACGCAACACAUGAACUGGCUCUUAUGUUUCUCUGGAACACAAUGAAAUGACAGCAGAUUGCACUGUAUCUCUAUGACAAAAGCCAUAGUCUUGAAUUGUGCAGUGCUGUAGUACCCGUGGCCUACUGUGGCCGCACCAAACUUUCUGAGGUUCAUUCUCACACGCACAUUGGACGUAUAGAAGCAGAUGCAUGGACUCAUCUGUCUCUUCACUCAUUGAAUGAUCAGCCUGAUGACUGGGGAGUGGUGAUUUGCGUUGCCUAACCCAGUACAGUGGUACCUCGGGUUAAGUACUUAAUUCGUUCUGGAGGUCCGUUCUUAACCUGAAACUGUUCUUAACCUGAAGCACCACCUUAGCUAAUGGGGCCUCACGCUGCUGCCGCGGCGCCAGAGCACGAUUUCUGUUCUUAUCCUGAAGCAAAGUUCUUAACCUGAAGCACUAUUUCUGGGUUAGCAGAGUCUGUAACCUGAAGCGUAUGUAACCUGAAGCGUAUGUAACCCGAGGUACCACUGUACCGUGUCUACUUUACAAUUUAUUUAUUUAUUUUGCUGUUGCUGCCAAAAUGGGGAGGAUGGAGAAAUUUGCUGGUGGGGAAAAAUUAGACCUCCCCCCCCAAAAAACACACCCCUGGGGUUAGCCACCUGGGCUGUAACAUAAUGUUGCUUCGUCCUGUCUUUUCUACAGUUGACAAUGAAUAGUCUUUUCCAUCCUUAAAGACUUUUCAGUUGUGGAAUCCCCAACAACGCCGGUUCUCCCAGAACCGUUUUUAUCCCGCUUCCAUCUCUUGGAAGCUGCGGGGGGUGAAGGUCUGCCGCAGCAGCAGUGGCAUUUCUGCACUUCCAAACGCUCACAGUUUUGUGUCUCAUUUCAUUAGAACUCGACACAGAUGUCAGCCAGCUUUUUCACUGUUUGGCAAGGAUUAGGAACUGGACUAAAGCCAGUUAGUGAGAUGAAGAUAAUACGAACAACUGGGAAGGCAGGACACUGUGAGAACCUGACAAAGAUGCAUUACAUACAGGAAAUGGUCCAAAGUCAUCUUUUAAGGUGGUUUGGGAGCUUGGGGUUCUGUGGAUAACCUCCCCAUUAUAUUGGAACCAGUGGCAAAAAUAUGUUAAGUUGCUUCCAAUCCUUCUAAAAUGGGUUUUAAUAUUAUGCUUUUGUCUCUGAGAUACAGAAUCCAAACUGGUCAAGGUCACUGCAGGUGCUUUUUGAAAGACCCUCGAUUCCUCCCACCCUGAACUAUAUUUAUCCUAGCCCUGCACCAGCACUGUAGCAUCCUAUCCAAUCUGCACAAGAGGGUGGGGAGCGAGAUAGACAGCAUCGCAGUGGGGGUCAUAGUUAUUAUUUUUGCUGCUGUUGUUGCUGUCUAUUACCCACCCUUUACUCUAAGGUCCCAGGAUGGGUUGCAGCGUUAAGACACAGCAUUACUAAUAUAAUUAUACAGUUUUAUAUACCGUAAUUUUACAAUAAUAAUUAUGUUAUUUUAUAUUAUAUAAUUAUAUAAUCGUUAACUCUUUAUUUUCAAAAGAGGACACUUGCAGUAGUUUCUACGGCUCUGAACGCCAGUCCAGCAUCCAGGCAGCUAUUCUCUGGUCUGUACUCUAGGCAGCAGUUGCAGCAACCACUGAAUGAAUGAAUGAAUCUUUAUUUUAGUCAAGUAACCUUUAUUGGCAUCACAUAAGAACAUUCAGAGUACAUUCAGAAUACAUAAGCCAGUGUGAUCUCGUCGCCACCCCAACGGCACAGUCACCCCCCAAAGAGCAGAAGAGGUGAGCAAUCUGCCCCAUCUCUGUGGGUUUCUGGCGAGGGCAGGAUCCUGUAGCAUACUUCGGCGACCAAAAAUCCAAUAGAGGAACUUAUCUACUGUCUUGGUGAGCUCCUGGUCUCUCCCCUGUAUUAAGAAGUGCAUAACCUCCUUCUCUGGUUUCCAUGUUGGAAUACAUAGAUGGUCUAGAAACUGUUGGCAGAGAUCAUCAUACGUUUUACAUUUAAGGGCCAUGUGAGCUAGAGUUUCCACCACGCAUUGCAUGGACAGAUCCUAUCUCCUUCUGCCAAACCCACAAACCUACCCCAAAGGAGGUUAGAAGGAUUAGAAUUGAACCUAGCCAGCGAAAAGGCCCUUCUUUCUUGCGGAUUAUACAAAUCUUUAUUUGCGUCAGCCAUCGGUCAUAGCAAUAAAAUGACAAUACGAUAUACAAAUAAAAAGUAAAUUAUAUAAAAUACAUUUUAGGGUUUUGAAUCAAUAGUCCAAUAGUGGAUCUUAUUCUGAUUGCAACCUUUGCUGUCACCUACUGAUCUUGAUCUGCCAAGAGAAAGGGCACUGUGGCAGUGGUUGGGCGACUUUCCGUUUGGUCACUUUCCUCUCCCAACUUUCAGUUUUUCUUUCCAUCUGGAGUGUUUGUGGAAGAAUUCAUAAUACAUGGCAUGUAUCUGCCCCUCUGCAAAUUUUGGGCUUUCCUUCAGCAUUCUGAUACCUCUCUCUUGUUUUUCAGUUGGCUCUGUUCCGACUCCGUUUCUAUCAGCCCUCACGCACCUGAGUUUGCCAUUAGAUGGAGUGCUAUUUGACAAUUGCAUACCUAUGCUAGCCACCAUUUGUCAAUACUUGGCUGCAGAUAUACAACGGCAAUUAUAGUUGACAUCCAUCUUGUGAUGCAAUUGUAUUGACAACUCAUUCCUUGGGCCAGUUUAAUUUCUAUUCUAGAAUUCCAAUGCUGAAUUUUUAGAUCGGAUCUCAAUUUUGACAUUUGGAAGUUCCACAUAUUUCAGAGCUUUACAAAAUGUCAUUUUGCAUUAUUACAAAGAAUAGUAGUAAAGAAACAGAACUUGAGCAGUUGGAUAUAAAAACCCCUGGGCUUCGUUAAUUUGAUGUUAGUUGGUCUAAGCCACUUUAAUGCCUAGGUUGAGGAGAAGUUCUGUUUUGUUCACAUUUUAAUGCAAAGCUACUUAAUCCACACUUCCAAACCAGAAUUUCAAAAUUCACACAUCUCUGAAUUUUGCAGUGCAAUUCUUCAAGCAAACAAUUUGUGCAAACAUGCAUAUGUUAGGGAAAUAGUUGCAUUAAAAUUCAUAUAUUAGAAAACGGUAUUCAACAGUGCAUUAUAUUAGGGGAAAUUGCUCACAAAGAUUAUUAGCCAAACCUGCACACAAAACUGUGUUUGCAGGCAGAAAUUUGCACUAGAACGCUGACAAAUUUUCUAGAGGAAAUUUGCAAAUUAUUGUGGAUUGGAAAAGGGAGAAAAUGAGAGAAGCAAAAUUGACCGAUCUUUCCAUGCUAAAGUGUUUAAUUUAACACCGCACUAUCUGCUGUGGUGCGUCAGUUCCUCCACCAGUCCAUGAUAACACACACUGAGUAAAUUGUCUUCCACCUUAAUAUGUUUUGUAAUUUGUUGUUGUUGUUUAGUCGUUUAGUCGUGUCCGACUCUUCGUGACCCCAUGGACCAGAGCACGCCAGGCACUCCUGUCUUCCACUGCCUCCCGCAGUUUGGUCAAAUUCAUGUUGGUAGUUUCAAGAACACUGUCCAACCAGCUCAUCCUCUGUCGUCCCCUUUUCCUUGUGCCCUCCAUCUUUCCCAACAUCAGGGUCUUUUCCAGGGAGUCUUCUCUUCUCAUGAGGUGGCCAAAGUAUUGGAGCCUCAGCUUCACGAUCUGUCCUUCCAGUGAGCACUCAGGGCUGAUUUCCUUCAGAAUGGAUAGGUUUGGUCUUCUUGCAGUCCAUGGGACUCUCAAGAGUCUCCUCCAGCACAAUAAUUCAAAAGCAUCAAUUCUUCGGUGAACAGCCUUCUUUAUGGUCCAGCUCUCACUUCCAUACAUCACUACUGGGAAAACCAUAGCUUUUACUAUACGGACCUUUGUUGGCAAGGUGAUGUCUCUACUUUUUAAGAUGCUGUCUAGGUUUUGCAAUUUAGUGGUAUAUAAAUACUUUUAUAAAUAAAGAAAUAAAAUGUGUGGUUUUCUCAGACAUGAAUCCAGCCAGGUUCAAUGGGUUUUGCUCUUAAAUAUGCAUGCAUCUGAUUGCAGCCUUAGUCUUUAAUUUUUUGGUUCCAUUGCUAUUCCUGCAUUCAAAAGGAACAGAGGCGUUGUAAAAGAGUUUAUCUGAGUGUUCACGUAUUUCAAGUUUUACACUGGAGGUUUGUCUGCUGCUGCCACCUACUGGUCAUUUUAAGGUUUGAAGUUAAGGUUUUUAAAUUGCUCUGUUAAGUUGAUUUCCUUGGUCUGUUGCAUUUGGUAGACUAGCAUGGCCUAAAUUAGUUUUGCAGCUUUUAUAUGUCAGAGGAAUUCUGCUGAUCUUUUUGGGAAUAUGAUUUUGCUGAGGAAAAGCAAACUCUGUAAGGCUUUAAAUCUCAAGCAUCUCGUCAGAAGCAAGGUGUUUAUUAAAUUCGAAAAAUAGGUUUAUAUCUGAAUAGGUAGGGCAAUUUUCUACGAGGAUUACUAAUUUCCCAAAGAGACUGCAAUGUGUGGCACAACUGCAUGUGCACCUACUCAGAAGUAAGUCCCUCAGAGUUCAGUGAGGCUACUCUCAUGUAAAUCUGCAUAGGAUUGCACCCAAAGUUCCUUGAUGAAAAAAUGUCUGUUGUUUGGGCCCUAUUUUUCCAGUAAAUUUUAUUUCUACACCAUCUUUGUGAUAGGUUGCCUUUGUUUCUAAAGUGAAGAUGUGUGUCCUUCUUUGGUAUUUGCCUUAGCUUUGCUUUAGCAGCAGCAGCAGCAGUUAAAAUUAGCAGGUAAUUUAUUAGCGUUACUAUCGUGAUCUUUGCUUUUACAGCCUUCCUUAUGCCCUGUAACAAAAAAAGUUACGUAAUUGUAUUUACCUUUGCUGCUGUGGCCUUUGGACAUCUGGAAUUAAUAAUAAACCUGAAGCAGAUUCACAGAGCACGACAGCAGAAUGACUUCUUAGCAACAUCAAUGUGCGACUUUAAAAAAAUGUAAAUCUUCAAAUGGAACGUCACACUUGAAGAAGAGUCAGUGGUGGUAAAUAGCUAGAGUUUAGCAUGUGUGGGUCCCAUGCACUUCCACCUCCUCAUUUAUGGGGUGGUCUAGGGUUGCCCGGCUUCAGUCUAGUGAUGGAAUCUAUUGUUUAAAAGCUGCAGGGUGUUUGUGAAGCCUAUUCUGGUCUGGCAGAAGUGUCCAUUUUGAAUACAGCGGCAUAGAGGGUACCACUCUUCUUUGGGGUCACUCCUUUAACAUUUAAAACAUUGCUGUGUGAAUUGUGUUCUUAAUGUUGUGCGCCACCCUGGGAUCUUUGGAUCAAGGGUGGUGUACAAAUUGAAUGAAAAUAUUGGUGAGAGGCUCUCCUUUGCGUAAAUGACCACUCCUCGUUUUUUAACUUUAUCUGAUGAAAUAAAUUCUUGGCCCAAUCUCUUAUUAAUCAAUAUUUUCCUGUGGAGCCUCAUCACAUGAGUUUCCUGUAAGCAAAUUAAAUCCAAUUGUUCUUUUUAAGUAUAUGAAAUACUUUCCUCCUUUUUCCGGAGAAUUUAGGCCACAAACAUUCCAAGUUAAAAGUUGCAGAGCCAUGAUGAUUUCUUUAUUUUCCUCCAACUGCUCCCAAUAACUCUUCUUCCUCUGUUGGUGGUUUCACCUUCUCUGUCUUGUCCUCUCCCGAAGGUGGUAAUGUAGGAUCCAAUCCUGGUAAAGAGGCUUCUGGCUCCUCCCCCAAUCCUUUUUGUAGGUCCUCUUGAUGGUCUCUCAAAAGUUCUGUUUCUCCUCCACAGAUUUUAUUUUAAUUUUCUUGCCUUUAAAACUGAAAGAUAGGCCUUGAGGAAAUUCCCACCUGAAAAAAAAUUCUGUUUCCUCUCAGCAGCGUCACCAGGUCCCGGUAGUUGGACCUAAGCUCCAAAAGGAACUUUUGAAUGUCUUUAAAUAUUUCUAUCCUUGAGUCUUGUAUUAUCAAUGUAUUUCGGUAGUGUGAACUCAAGAUUUUAUCUCGUUCCUCCUUAGAUCGCAAGGUAAUCAGGCAGUCUCUCACUCUGUUCUUUCUUGCUCCUCUUCCAAGCCUGAAAGCAGACGUUAUCUUGAAAUCUUCCUUAUCGUUCAAUUGCCAAAAAUUGGCAAAUUCUUGUGUCAAAAAGUCUACCAGGCUCUCUUUCUCAAGCUCAGGUACUGCUCUGAUCCUUAAGUUGGUCUGUUUCUCCUUUAGCUCAAUGACAGAUAACAAUUCCUGGUGCGUUCCCAAUCUUAUGUGAUGCUCUUCAACUUGUUUAAUUAAAGGUGGUAAUUUUUCUUCAGCAGCUACCGCCUUUUCUCUAGCUUCCAAAGCUGUUUUUUGGGUUUCAGCAGAUUGUUCCAGUAAUUUUUUGAUCACAUCUGUAUUUUCAUUAGUCUGUCGAGUCAGCUUAUCAAUACUUGCAGAGUUUUGUCUAAUAGCUUCUAGUGCCUCGGCAUUCUGUUGACCCAAUUUUUCAAAACCUUCAUUAACAAUUUUAAAUAAACUGGCAAGUCCUUCUUCCCCCUUUGUUUGCAUUGGAUCAUCUCCUUGUGGCCCAGCGAUGGAUGGCCUGCGCUGUUGCUGUUGAGCAAUGUUGCUCUGUUGCCUGCCUUUCCCGGACCUCAAGGUUCUUUCAUCCAUGGCACUUUAUCUAGAAAUCAAGGUCACUCUCACAGUUGGAGUUGUUUUGCUGUUAAGCUUUCCCAGGCUGCUGUUGAGUGAAAAAUUCCUCAGCCAGUUAGAAACUUUUUCCCCUUUGGCCUCCAGGGGGACACAAGUAAUAAAGUAACAAGAAUAAAAACUCUUAAAAACUUUUUAAGACCCCCUUCAGCCAAAGAGGCAACUUUUUCCCCCAAAGUUUCAAUUUUGUAAAGUUAAUAGGCAAGAAGAUACAUUGUCCAUUUAGAGUGCUAACAAAAUAUCCAAUCUUUCCAAACCUGGCAGUCUGUCCCCAGGGAUUGAGAGGUGGUCUUCGUUUCCUUAUUACUCUUUAUUUUACACAAAAAUGACAAGAAAUACUGUCUCUUCUUCCCCCCCUUCUCCAAUUAUGGGAGGGAAAAUUUUUAAAUUUGACGUCUGUGUUUCAGUCUCUUUUGACAGUCUUUGGUAUCGAACUCACACAGUCUUUGCUUUAAUCCUUUAUACAAACCGGGAGGUGGACUUCCUUUACCGGGAGUGGUCAUUUACGCAAAGGAGAGCCUCUCACCAAAAUUCGUCUUUAAGGAUGAACAAGGAAGAUUCAUAGCAAUUGAAAUUCAAGUACUAGGAGAAUUAAUUUUUGAUAGUAGGCUUAUAUGCACCAAAUGAGGGAAAUCUAUAUUUUACAAAAAGUUGCAUGAGAUCUUGAUGGACUAUAUGGACUAUAACACUGUUUUUAUGGGAGAUAUGAAUGGGGUGGUUUCCACAAAUAUGGACAAGUCACAAAGAGAGGUAGUCACUAAAGAUGGCAGACUACCGAAAACAUUCUUUGAAUUAACUGACAAUAUGGAUCUGAUUGACAUUUGGAGAACUAGGAAUCCCCUUGGUAGAGAAGGAACCUUUUUUUCUGAAGCCCAAAAGACAUGGACAAGAAUUGACCAAAUCUGGACUACUAGAGGACUGGCACCUAAGGUUAGGAAGGUAGAGAUCUGCCCAAAAACAUGCUCCGACCAUAACGCCGUGAGAAUGGAGAUGAAGUUAACAUCUACUGGUUCCUUCCGAUGGAGGAUGAAUGACACCUUGUUUAGAGAUCAAGAGGUGAUUAAGAAGGCCCAAAAGACUUUGAGAGACUACUUUGAGAUAAAUUUGAAUACAGCUGUAGAAAAAAGAAUAAUCUGGGACGCAAGUAAAGCUGUUAUGAGGGGCUUCCUGAUUCAACAGAAUUCAGUUAAGAAGAGGGCCCAAAAUGUAAAGAAAGAAAAUUUUUUGGAAAAAAUAAAGGAGGGCGAGAAGAAACUGAGAGUGAAGCCCAACUCACAAGAGAUUCUGAGGGAAUAAAAUUGCACCAAGUGCAGUAUAUGAAAUUGAUAAAUCAAGAAGUGGAAUGGAAAAUUAAACAAAUGAGACAAAAGACUUUUGAAUCGGCAAAUAAAUGUGGGAAACUGCUGGCUUGGCAGUUGAAGAAACGACAAAAACUCAAUACUAUUACUAAUUUGGAAGUGGAAGGGAAAAAUAUCCAGAAUCCAGAAGAAAUUAGGAAAUGCUUCCAGAGAUAUUUUAAACAAUUAUACACACAAGGGCCUCAGAAAGAAUUUGAAAUAGAGCAAUUUCUGAAAACCAAUGGAUUACAAAAAUUUCUCAGGAUAACAAGAUAUUGCUGAAUUAUAAAAUUACAGAACAGGAGGUUGAAGGUGCCAUUCAGAAUAUGCAGCUGGGAAAAUCUCCAGGACCGGACGGUUUAACCUCAAAAUAUUACAGAACCCUGAAAGACUGGUUAAUUCGACCAUUAACUGAGGUUUGCAAUGAAAUUUUAGAGGGGAAAAGAGCGCCAGAGUCGUGGAAGGACGCAUUUAUUACACUUAUACCAAAGUCUGAGACUGAAAAGACACAGCUUAAGAACUAUCGGCCCAUAUCCCUGUUAAAUGUGGAUUACAAAAUUUUUGCUGACAUUUUAGCAAAAAGGCUUAAAAAAGUGCUAAAAGGAGUGAUUCACAAGGACCAAGCUGGCUUUCUUCCAGAUAGACAUCUUUCGGAUAACACAAGGAAUAUAAUUGAUAUUCUGGAGAAGCUGCAAGAGGAGAUUAACACUAAAGCAGUUCUGAUUUUUGUGGAUGCAGAGAAAGCCUUUGAUAAUAUUUCCUGGAGUUUUAUGAAGAAAAAUCUCCAGGGGAUGGGGGUAGGCCAAGAGUUUGAAAAUGGUAUAAAUGCAAUUUAUUCAGAACAAAAAGCUAAAUUAAUAGUUAAUAAUGUGAUAACAGAGGAAAUUAAGAUAGAGAAAGGGACACGACAAGGCUGCCCAAUUUCCCCAUUACUUUUUAUUUCUGUUCUGGAGGUUCUGUUAAAUAUGAUAAGAAGGGACCAUUUGAUUAAGGGUAUAACGGUCGGAGCGAAACAAUACAAACUGAAAGCAUUUGCGGAUGACCUUGUAUUGACAUUACAGGAGCCAGAAUCUAGUACGAAAAGAGCAUUAGAACUGAUUCAAGAGUUUGGUCAGGUGGCAGGUUUUAAGCUGAAUAAGUUUAAAACUAAAGUACUUGAGAAGAAUUUAACACCGAUUGAAAAAGAGAGGUUUCAGAAUGAGACAGGUUUAACAGUGGUAAAAAAAGUGAAAUACUUGGGGAUUCAUAUGACAGCUAAAAAUGGGAAUUUAUUUAAAGACAAUUAUGAAAAGUGUUGGUCGGACAUUAAAAAGGAUUUAGAAAUAUGGACAAAUUUGAAGCUUUCCUUGUUAGGUCGAAUUGCUGUCAUCAAGAUGAAUGUAUUGCCAAGAAUGCUGUUUUUGUUUCAAUCGAUACAAAUAAUAGACAAAAUGGAUUGUUUUAAGAAGUGGCAGAGAGAUAUCUCUAAGUUUGUCUGGCAGGGCAAGAGGCCCAGGAUAAAAUUUAAAAUAUUGACUGAUGCUAAAGAAAGAGGGGAUUUGCCCUGCCAGACUUUAAACUUUAUUAUGAAUCAGCAGCUUUCUGCUGGUUGAAGGAUUGGUUACUUCUGGAAAAUACUGAUGUUUUGGACUUAGAAGGUUUCAAUAAUGUGUUUGGGUGGCAUGCAUAUUUGUGGUAUGACAAGGUUAAAGCUCACAAAAUAUUUAAAAACCAUAUUGUCAGGAAAGCAUUGUUCAAUGUCUGGAUAAGAUAUAAAGACUUAUUGGAGAAUAAAACCCCAAGGUGGCUAUCACCAAUGGAGGCAAAGGCUCUGAAAAAGUCCAAUAUGGAGGCCAAGUGGCCAAAAUAUUGGGAGAUCUUGGAACAAGAAGGAGAUAAAUUCAAAUUGCAGAGUUUUGAAAAACUAAAAGAUAGAGUGCGAGACUGGUUGCAUUAUUACCAAAUAAGAGAGGUCUAUAAUUUGGAUAGAAAAAUUGGCUUCCAGGUGGAAAAAUCAAAGUUGGAAAUAGAACUGCUAGAUCCCAAAACUAAAACACUUUCAAGAAUGUAUAACUUGCUGCUAAAAUGGAAUACUCAGGAUGAAACGGUAAAAUCUGCUAUGAUUAAAUGGGCACAGGAUGUUGGACAUAACAUUAUGUUUGCUGACUGGGAACGGUUAUGGACCACAGGUACGAAGUUUACAGCAUGUAAUGCUUUAAAAGAGAAUAUAAUGAAAAUGGUGUACAGGUGGUACAUGACCCCAGUCAAGCUUGCAAAAAUCUACCAUUUGCCCGAUAAUAAAUGUUGGAAAUGUAAUGAAACUGAAGGUACAUUCUUUCACCUUUGGUGGACGUGCCCAAAGAUUAAGGCCUUCUGGGAAAUGAUAUAUAAUGAGUUGAAAAAGGUAUUUAAGUAUACCUUCUUAAAGAAACCAGAGGCCUUCCUCCUGGGCAUUGUUGGCCAAUUGGUGCCAAAGAAAGAUAGAACUUUCUUUAUGUAUGCAACAGCAGCAGCAAGGAUACUUAUCGCAAAGUAUUGGAAGACACAAGACUUACCCACUCUGGAAGAAUGGCAGAUGAAGGUAAUUGAUUAUAUGGAAUUGGCGGAAAUGACUGGCAGAAUCCGUGACCAGGGAGAAGAGUCGGUGGAAGAAGAUUGGAAGAAAUUUAAAGACUAUCUACAGAAAUACUAUAAAAUUAAUGAAUGUUAAAUUGAGGUCUGAUUGAAAAUAACUGGUAUUGGCAAAAGCCUUGCGUUUAAGAGCAUGGAAUAUUUGAUUGAUAAGGUUGUAAAAAUAUCUAUUUAUAAAUAGAUUAAGUUUUUGAGUUAAGAUAAAGGAAGGAGGGUAAGGAUUUGCUGAAAGGAGUUUCUAAAUGGAAAUACAAGUGGGGAGGUGCGGGGAAGUCAAAGAACUAAGGAAAGAUAAGAAGGUUAAAUGAAAGUAUAAAUUUUUAAAUUUUUCUGUUUUUUUUUCUUUUUCUUUUUUAUGGUUAUUGUUAUCUUUUGUUUUCCUUUUGUCACUGUUAUUGUUGUUUUUUGUCUUUGGAAUUUUUGUAUUUUUGUAUGUUUUGGAAUUUUUGUAAAACCAAUAAAUAUUAUAUUAAAAAAAAAACAAAUUGAAUGAAAAUACAUACAUACAUACAUACAUACAUACACACAUACCUGCUCAGCACCUACUUGAAUGAGACCAAUCUGACUAGGUGAUGACACAGGAUCAACAACUGGAAGGUAAGGAGGUGCUGUGGAUAACAGGUCUCACCCGUGUGAUGUUGGACUAAUAAUAAUAAUAAUAAUAAUAAUAAUAAUAAUUUAUUAUUUAUACCCUGUCCAUCUGGCUGGGCCUCCCUGGCCACUCUGGGCGGCUUCCAAAAAAAAAUAUUAAAAUACUGUAAUACAACAAACAUUAAAAGAUUCCCUAAUAAUAAUAAUAAUAAAUUUUAUUUAUACCCCGCCCUCCCUGGCCAGAGCCGGGCUCAGGGCAGCUAACAACAGUAAAAUUACAAUAAAAACAUAAUGGGGGGACCCAAUUUAAAAUACAGGUUGAAAUGCAAUUUAAAAUGCAGCCUCAUCAAAACCAUAAUGGGAGGGAAACAAAAGGGUCAGACUGAGUCCAAACCAAAGGCCAGGCGGAACAGCUCUGUCUUGCAGGCCCUGCAGAAAGAUGUCAAGUCCUGCAGGGCCCUAGUCUCUUGUGACAGAGCAUUCCACCAAGUCGGGGCCAGUACUGAAAAGGCCCUGGCCCUAGUUCAGACCAAUCUAACCACCUUGCGACUUGGGACCUCCAAAGUGUUAUCAUUUGUGGACCUUAAGGUCCUCCGCGGGGCAUAUCAGGAGAGGCUGUCCCGUAGGUAUGUGGGUCCUAGGCCGCAUAGGGCUUUAAAGGUCAAAACCAGCACCAUUGUAGCAGCAGCAUGGGAUGCAUCUGCAGAAAUGUGGCUCCUCUGGCACCUCUGGAAUAAUACAUGCCCACAUGACCUGCCUUCUUCCUACAUGCAUAGCAAUUGGAAGAGUCUGGUUGCAUACAAACUGCAUAUUCAUAAGCACUGUGCAUGCCUGUGGCAUUUGCCUGUUCAUUUAGAAAAUGUUUGAACAGGGAGAGAGAUAGGGUUAAAAAUAUAGACCAAUAGGAAAGCUGGAGGCGGAGCCUACCUGUGUAUAAAAGGGCUUAGCUCGAGGUUUGAGUUAGUUGUUGUUGGGAGUUGUUGGUGGGUAGUUGGUUGGUUUCAGUGGGUUGGCUGGUUGUGAAAGGCAGUUGGAAAUAGAGAGGCAGUUAGGGUGAAGGACCCUUCCUUUGUUUUUGUUUUGUUUUGUUUUGUUAUGUUUUGUUUUUUCUGGGAUCCUUGGAGCAAUCAGGGAGUUGCUUCAAAGAGUCAAAAUGACAGCAGUAACCGAAUCGUUUAUUUUGUCAUGACAAAAAUGGUACAGACAAGCGUUUACCCGAUGUCUGCCCCCGAAUUCUGAGCUAGCCAGCUUUUUAUACAUUUGCAGAAUACAAUACCACCUGAUUUAUUGUAAACCACCUGAUUUAUGGGAAAUCGAAAGUUAUAGCAAGUUCCUAUUACCAUGUAAGGUCUUGACUCCCUCCUUCCUGCCAUGGCCCCACUACACCACGGCCAUGUGCAUUCCUGAGUUUGCUUAUCUCUUUACAACCUUGAAUAAUAGACAUUUGAGCCUGUUCCAUCAAUGCCAGCCUUGUUCUCCUAACGGACCUCUCCUUUCUGAGAAAGGCCUUUGGGGUUUGCUAUGGCCCUACAAGGGCAGUUGGUUCUUGAGUGAGAGGAGGUAGAAGAGAUAGAGAGAGGAAAAUAAGACUAAGAAAGUAAAGAGCAACAACGUUUGGAAUGCCGGAAAGGUUUGUUUGUGUCUGAAAUAAAAUACACUCUUCUUUAUUAAUUGAGUACCUGACUGAGGCUGAAGUGAUUUUACCGGGGAGGACCUGGUUGGCGGCAGCGGAUGAGUGCUGUACGGGUCAAUAGUCCGUGAGACGACUGGGGGCUCCAUACGAACGCCACAUUGCCCCACCCCCUUUUGGCAGUAUCCCUGAUUGCUUGGACAGAGCCUAGGCACAAACAGUUUGUACUUAGGUAUAGGCUUUUUCUCAAGCUAUGCAUUGAGAGAGAGGAGUGAGCAGGCCCAGUCCUCCUUCCCUUAUUAUCUCCCUCUUUCUUCAGGCUGGCCCUCCUCCGUUCCUAUCUGGUGCUAGGGACAAACAAAGGAACACCCUCUGGUGAUUGCCCAUGGACAUACCCAAGAUAAUAUGCUCCAACUUUAGAACUAAAAUAAAUAACACAGAACUGGAAAACAUCUCUCUCUCUCUCGCUUGGCUGUCAUGAGCAGCAGAUGCUGAAACCAGCCGAAAUAAAGGCUGAAAUAAAACUCUCCAGUCGUCAUUUCAAUUACUUUCCUUCUCACCUUUAUUUUUCUAAUUAUAGAUGUGAUAGUGACAAGAACAAACAGUUGCCAGUCUGACAGCAGUGGAUUUCUGGAAGAUCCUUCAGAGCCCUUACCUCUCCAGGUGAGUGGGGACCGAGAAGCCUAAACCUAAAAAUAUAAAUCACACUGUAAUCUGGAACAGGUGUUCUGCUGAUCGUGAGGUAGGCUUCCUUGCUGACAUGCUAAAUCCGGUUUUGGAUGUCCAUGAGAAAUAUAUCACUUCUCGAUUGCAGGAAUUUUCAGCGGCUAUUUUCUGACUGAUAAAAGUUCCUGCCUGGAUGUUUUCCCUUGCAUACUGAGAAGUUCUAAGCCACGAGUAGGCAAACUAAGACCCAGGGGCAGGAUCCGGCCCAAUGGCCUUCUAAAUCCGGCCCACGGACAGUCCAGGAAUCAGCGUGUUUUUACACAAGUAGAAUGUGUCCUUUUAUUUAAAAUGAAUCUCUGGGUUAUUUGUGGGGCCUGCCUGGUGUUUUUACAUGAGUAGAAUGUGUGCUUUUGUGCUCUGAGCCCCCAAACCCAUCUCCAUGGAACAUAAAGACACAGUGGAGGCAGAAUUUAGUUUAAAGGUUAAUGGGCAAAUUUUGGCCACAACUUUAUUGAAUACACAAGUGUGACUGGUAUUGGCUUAGGCAUUAGUAUCAAGACUAUAACUGGCUCCUGCCCACCCUUUAGGAAGCCUGAAAAGGUAAACAACCAGCAGGGGGAGUGCCAGUGUGGUGUAGUGGUUAAGAGCAGUAGUCUCGUAAUCUGGGGAACCGGGUUUGACGUCUCCGCUCCUCCACAUGCAGCUGCUGGGUGACCUUGGGCCAGUCACACUUCUUUGAAGUCUCUCAGCCCCACUCACCUCACAGAGUGUUUGUUGUGGGGAGGAAAGGAAAGGAGAAUGUUAGCCGCUUUGAGACUCCUUAAAGGAGAGUGAAAGGUGGGAUAUCAAAUCCAAACUCUUCUUCUUCUCUUCUUCUUCAUCAAUGUACAGUGGUACCUCAGGUUACAGACGCUUCAGGUUACAGACUCUGCUGACCCAGAAAUAGUACCUCGGAUUAAGAACUUUGCUUCAGGAUGAGAACAGAAAUUGUGUGGCGGCAGUGGGGCAGCAGUGGGAGGCCCCAUUAGCUAAAGUGGUACCUCAGGUUAAGAACAGUUUCAGGUUAAGAACGAUUGAAUAACUCCAGAACGAAUUAAAUUCUUAACCCAAGGUACCACUGCAUAUUGACUAGUGCUUACCCCUGGGGUUCCCGGGGGUCCUGGCAUGGCCCUAGCCCCUGCCCGGGUUUCGGACAAGAUCCAGACCCCUGGAUUCCUUUAAUAGAAUACCCUAUUAACUGGAGGGGCAGGUGAUGGCCGCACAUCCCCUCCCCACAUUUCCCUAAACCAAUGCCUAACCGCCAAACCUUACAAAGUUGUGACGAUUUCUAAGAGGUAGGCAAAAGCCAAGUGGCCACAGCCAAUCUGCCACAUUGGAAAAAAAUCCUACCCGGCCCCCGGUCCCAAACAGGCAACCAACCGAAGUCCAAAGCAAGGCCAGACACAACCUAACGGGUGGGCGGGCAGGUGUUUGGCAGCGUGAAGCAAUAGAGGGUCUCUCAUGUUGCACUGCCAAACAAAUACCCCCAACCUUGCCACGUUGCCGAUUGGCUAAAGGUCAGUGGCAUAAUUGUGGCACCAUUAGCUGGAGCAGGGCAAAGUCCCGCCCACAAACCAGUUGCGGAAGAGUUCCAGAGCCAUGCACAACAUCCAACUUAUUGAAAAUGCAUCUCUGGGUUAUUUGUGGGGAAUAGGAAUUUGUUCAUCCUCUUCCCCAAAAAUAUAGUCUGGCCCCCCCACAAGGUCUGAGGGACAGUGGACCGGCCCCGUGAAAAAGUUUGCUGACCCUUGUUCUACGCCUAAAUUUCAGGUGUGUUGGUGGUGCCCAUGCUAAUCUUCCAAGUGAGAGUCUUCUUCGCAGCUGAAGGCAUAUGCCAACUGCAACACACACAGCACAAUCCUAGACAUGUUUACUCAGAAGUCAGCCCAUAAGCUCAAUGGGACUCACUGCAUUCCAGGAAUGCAGGAUCCCUCCAGCUGCAUGAUUCUUUGAUUCUACAUGGACUCAGAAAUAAGUCUAACUGAUUUCAGUGGAGCUUACUUCCAGGCUGGAGUCCUAAACACCCUAGGAGUUACGCCCCCUUAAAUACAGUGGAGCUUACUUCUGAAUAAGCAGGUACUGGGUUGUGUGAUUAGAAGAAUAGGCCAAAGCCUUCCAGUUCCACUGGCCUUCUACUGUUUGUGAGAGGCUGGGAGUAGGGAUGCAUGAAUCUGUCAAUUUGUUUCCCAUUUCCCCAAUUUUAAGUUCAGUUUACCAACAUUCUCACAUCUGGUUGUGAAUUUAAAAACGAUAAUCAACAGAAUUUUAGUACUGUACGUAUGUCUCUUGACAGACACAUAUAGUUGGGUGCAAUUUUGCCUACUAUAUACAGUUCCCCAAACAAUUUCCCCAUAUAUUUUGCCAUUUUGUAUGUUGUUUUCAUAUAUGCAUUUUUGUGUGCACCCCCUCAUACAGACCAUUUUGUACCCUUUCAUACGCUUAAAAAAAAACUUGCAAAAAGCUAAAGUAAGCAGUUGUGCUGAAAAAAAUGGGUUGGAUUCAGACUAAACAGCAGAAUCCUAUAUAUGUCUCCUCAGAAGAACACUGAGUUGAGGUAAGGAUUACUCCCAAGUAAGUGCAUAUAGAAUUGCAGUCAAAUUGAACUUAGCUCUUAGUGGUUUCUCUUCAUCUGACCUUACACCAGAUUCACUCCAUCGUAAUGUUAAAGUGAUAUUAUUUUUCUUCCAGGGCUUGUCUCUGCCUGGUAAUUUGAGACUUAGCUGCGGUUCCAAGGAUUGUCAAGCAUUCCUGCGACAGAGGAAAGAUUCUGCUCUGACCAGCCAGGAUCUUCUGCCCAGUGCUAGCAUAUCGAGAGCAGAUAGUAGCAAUGCUAUCUUCAUGCCCAGCCUCAGCAGAGAACACACUUUUCAGGGAGAGGAGAUAUUUUAUUCCAUAAAUGAAGAAGAUGAUAUGUGUGAGACUUGCAGUGGUCCGUUUGAAAGCGCAUCUGAAGAAGCCCUACAGGAUAUGGAUGAGGAGGAGUUGCAAGGACAACAGAAGAGAGAAGAUAAUUGUGUACAAGGCUGCAGUUCACAACCUUGUCCUACUGACAAUACAAAUCCGGGAGAUGCUAGCCCUUUCGAUAGGAACGGCCUCUCCUCCUCUAGUGAAAGGCACCAAAGUGUAAGUUCUGCUCUCACAGAGGGAAGCUGUGCGACUGCCAUGGGCCUCAGUGGCCACCAAAUCAGUAAAGGUACAAGAGGAAGUGAAGAAUGUUUGACUGAAGGGGAGGAAACGAGAGACGGGUGUGAAGAAGGUGUUCCCGAAAGUAUUGCAGAAUGUGUGGAAGGAAAGUACUCUGUGAAGGGUUGUAGAAAGUUGCACUCUCUUGUUGUGGAGGAUGUUGCAAGCGGGUGUCGGGAGACUGAUAGAAAUGGGGCGGUUAGAUCCUUGGAUAUAUCUGGAGCACCCAAAAUUGAGUGUGACACGGUGGCUUCACAACCAGAGAUCAAUGCCAUCUUGAGAAGUCCUCUUCAUGAUUCUAGCCUUUCCCCUCACUACUUUGAAGAGGGAGACAUUAGAGCCUCGGACACAUUGUCAACAGGUGUGGAACUGAGCGAAGAAGGAACUGGUGCUAAAACAAAUACUAGCCUUUCAAAAUCUGUCACUGUUCAGAUGCCUUCGAGACUUAUGUCAACGAUGCGGAGCUUCUCACUGGGUGAAGCUGCUGUAAAAGGUCAAUAUCUGGAUUUCGCAUCCAAGGAUGAGCCUCAAAUUGCAUCAGUACCAGGUAUGCCAAAAGAGGACAAGAAGCGAGUGAGAGAAGCUUCUAUUCAGACUGAAAGGAGCCACAGAAAGAAAGCAGCUCUCCCUCUGUCUCAGAGUCUCCCUUCGUUUCAUGGGCAUGGACCUCUUGUGAAGUCUGCAUCUCUGGAUACAGGGCUUUAUGGGAAAUACAGAUCUUACGGCCCGGAGCCUCUCAAUUCCUGCUGUGCCCAGCAUAGAGGUCCCUGCUACCCUUUGUGCUCCCAUCACUGCUGUUUGCUGUGGCCUUUUCCUUUAGCUCCUUCAUGCAGACAUCCAGUGGCCUGCUUCUCAUCUCAUGCCACCAUCGAACUGCAGCUUCUGAAAACUCUCAAGCUAUUGCAGGACACAGCAAUGAGAAAUAUUUCCUCGGUGAGUAUAUAACUCAGUGGGCUACCCAGCAAGUGUUCUGCUUGCUUCAGCCCAUGGAACCUGUGUUCAAGUAAAAUCUGCUAUAUAUUUUGGAAAGUUGUUCAUUUGCUUGCCAAGCAUUUGAACACCUGGAUCAUAACCAAAUUUGGCAAGAUGGUUCUUGAGACCACGCAGGAGGUUUUCAUCUAUGUUUGUGUAUAAUUGGGUGCCAUUUUGAAUCAAGGUGGCAGACUGAACCUUUCAAAACUGCCUUGAUUUUAAUCACUGGUUUCAAAACAGCACUGAUAUUUUGCUUCCAUAAAAUCCCUGAGCUAUGUCGGGUAUGAAGAGUUUGGAUUUGAUAUCCCGCUUUAUCCCUACCCUAAGGAGUCUCAAAGCAGCUAACAUUCUCCUUUCUCUUCCUUCCCCACAACAAACACUGUGAGGUGAGUGGGGCUGAGAGACUUCAGAAAAGUGUGACUAGCCCAAGGUCACCCAGCAGCUACAUGUGGAGGAGCAGGGAUGCAAACCCGGUUCACCAGAUUACGAGACUACGGCUCUUAACCACUACACUGGCUCUAUAAGGUUGCUAUUAAUCAAUACAGGGGUUUUAAACAGCAGAUUAGGAAGCUGUCUUACACAAGGACAGACAAUAUGCCUAGCUAGUCCAAGAAUGUAAACUCUGACCAUCUCCAAGGGAAAAACACUGAUUUUUCACAUCACUUCCUAUCUGACAUUUUAACUUGAGAUUCUUACCUGGCUUCACUUGCCCUUCCUUGCCCUUCUGAUACUUCUAAUGAGGGGAUGGAGUGUGUCUGAGUGGCAAGUCUAAUCACAAUGUCUGUGGCCCUAUUCAGACAUGGAUUUUAUAUAUACGAAAUGUGGGGAGACAGAACCAGGAUCUCAACCCACUUGGCCAAACCUCUGAACACCUCGGUUCUUUUCUUUUCUUUUUUUAAAAUAAUUUUUAUUAAGGUUUUAGACAAUAAAAAGAGAAAAAAACAUACACAAUACAUAUAACAACAACACACACAAAAAGCAACACAAAAUUCAACAAAAAAAAAAAAAAAACAUAACAAUUAAAAACAAUAUCUCUUUUCCAUUUCCAUUUUUAAAUUACUUACUUUCUGGACUUCCUCAUACCUCCCUCUUUUGUAUUCCAAUCCAAAUUAUUUGUCCAGCAGUUUCUUUUCCACUUUUUUAUGCCCAAACUUUAAUUUAAUAAAAUAUUAAAAUAUAUAACUUCAACUUCUUUAAACCUAAUCCUUGGUCUUAGUAUCAUAUAACAUUAAAAUUUUCCCUCUUAAUAUCAAAUUUCCAUUUCUUUAAACAUCUUUAAUCUUAAUCUUUAAUCUUAGUCUAUCAUUAACUUUAACCUGUACAGCUGGAAACCACUUAUUUUCAAUCCAACAUCACUCUAACAUUCUUUAAUUUUGCAGUGUUUCUGAAGAUAGUCUUUGAAUUUCUUCCAAUCUUCCUCCAUCGACUCUUCUCCCUGGUCACGGAUUCUACCAGUCAUUUCCGCCAAUUCCAUAUAGUCCAUAAGUUUCAUCUGCCAUUCCUCCAGCGUGGGAAGUUCUUGUGUCUUCCAAUACUUUGCGAUGAGUAUUCUUGCUGCUGUUGUUGCAUACAUAAAGAAAGUUCUAUCCUUUUUAUCACCAUUUGGCCGACCAUGCCCAGGAGAAAGGCCUCUGGUUUCUUAGGGAAGGUAUACUUAAAUACCUUUUUAAUUCAUUAUAUAUCAUUUCCCAGAAAGCCUUAAUCUUUGGGCACGUCCACCAAAGGUGGAAAAAUGUACCUUCAGUUUCUUUACAUUUCCAACAUUUGUUAUCGGGCAAAUGAUAGAUUUUCGCAAGCUUGACUGGGGUUAUGUACCACCUGUAUAUCAUUUUCAUAAUAUUCUCUCUUAAGGCAUUACAUGCCGUAAAUUUCAUACCUGUGGUCCAUAACUGUUCCCAGUCAGCAAACAUAAUAUUAUGUCCAACGUCCUGUGCCCAUUUAAUCAUAGCCGAUUUUACCGUUUCAUCCUGAGUAUUCCAUUUCAGCAGCAAGUUAUACAUUCUUGACAAAUUCUUAGUUUUGGGUUCUAACAAUUCUGUUUCCAAUUUGGAUCUUUCCACCUGGAAGCCAAUUUUCCUGUCCAAUUUAAAUGCCUCCAUUAUCUGAUAAUAAUGAAGCCAGUCUCGCACUUUGUCUUUUAGUUUUUCAAAACUCUGCAAUUUCAGUCUAUCUCCGUCUUGUUCCAAAAUUUCCCAAUAUUUCGGCCAUUUGACCUCCAUAUUGACCUUUUUCAAGGCUUUCGCUUCCAUUGGUGACAGCCACCUAGGGGUUUUGUUUUCUAAGAAAUCCUUAUAUCUUAACCAAACAUUAAAUAGCGCUUUCCUGACAAUGUGGUUUCUAAAUGCUUUAUGUGCUUUGACCUUAUCAUACCAUAAAUAUGCAUGCCAUCCAAAUACAUUAUUGAAACCUUCCAAGUCCAAAAUGUCAGUGUUUUCAAGAAGUAGCCAUUCUUUCAACCAGCAAAAGGCUGCUGAUUCAUAGUAAAGUUUAAGGUCUGGCAGGGCAAAUCCACCUCUUUCCUUUGCAUCUGUUAGUAUUUUAAAUUUUAUUCUAGGCUUCUUGCCCUGCCAGACAAAUUUAGAAAUAUCUUUCUGCCACCUCUUGAAACAAUCCAUUUUGUCCACAAUCUGCAAAGUUUGGAACAAAAACAACAUUCUAGGCAAUACAUUCAUUUUUAUCGCAGCAAUACGGCCCAGCAGUGAAAGCUUCAAAUUUGACCAAAUUUCUAAAUCUUUUUCACUUCAGACCAGCAUUUUUCAUAAUUAUCUUUAAAUAAGUUCCCAUUUUUUGCUGUCAUGUUAAUCCCCAAAUAUUUAACUUUCUUAACCACUGUUAAACCUGUCUCAUUCUGAAACCUCUCUCUUGAACACCUCGGUUCUUUUCAGAGAUUUGGCUGAACACUCAGAGGCUGGCAGUGGGGGCACCAUGUGUGAUCCUGUUCCCCUUUCCGUACAUGCAAUAAACACAGAAUACCCAUCUGCACAGGGCCAGGGCCUCCAGGAAAAGGCAUACAUAAAAGGCAUGCAUUCCUACAGAAAGGAGACCUGUUUACAUGGCAUUUUGCCAGUGCUGCCUGUUCCAUAUUUCACACCAUGCAUCAAGGAGGGUCUAAAUCAGGGGUCAGCAAACUUUUUCAGCAGGGGACUAGUCCACUGUCCCUCAUACCUUGUGGGGAAGCCGGACUAUAUUUUUUGGGGGGGAAAUAUGAACGAAUUCCUAUGCCCCACAAAUAAACCAGAGAUGUGUUUUAAAUAAAAGCACGCAUUCUACUCAUGUAAAAACACGCUGAUUCCCGGACCGCCCACAGGCCGGAUUGAGAUGGUGAUUGGGCCAGAUCCAGCCCCUGGGCCUUAGUUUGCCUACCCAUGGUCUAAAUAUAUGGCCUACAUUGAUUUCUUUGUGCAGUGGUACCUCAGGUUACAUAUGCUUCAGGUUACAUACGCUUCAGGUUACAGACUCUGCUAACCCAGAAAUAGUGCUUCAGGUUAAGAACUUUGCUUCAGGAUGAGAACAGAAAUUGUGCUCCAGCGGCAUGGCGGCAGUGGGAGGCCCCAUUAGCUAAAGUGGUGCUUCAGGUUAAGAAAAGUUUCAGGUUAAGUACAGAUCUCCGGAACGAAUUAAGUACUUAACCUGAGGUACCACUGUAUUUGAAACACAAGGUUGUAGCAGUUUCCCAGAGAGUCAGAUGGGGCUGGAUUUAAGAUGAGAGAUAGGAUUUGGUUGUGAGAUAUGGCUAAGGUUCAGGUUAAGAGAGAGGGUUUGAUUGGAGUUGGGAGUUAGGGAGUGAGAUGAGGAGAACUGGUUCUGAGUGAAGCUAAACACCCACACUGGGACUGAGCCUUGCAGCUUGGAUAGGGAGACCAGGUUGAGGGUCUGGGGGAGGUAUACAGGCAGGAGGGUCCUGGGAUGGCUAAGUCUGAGCCAGGAGAGGGAGAUCCUGUGGGAAUUCAGGCUACUUGGGUCUCAGUCUAGCCAGGAUGGGAGAGUUCUUCUAGGUACUGAAGACUCCCAACCUAGUCACAAGGUCUGGGUCUCUUAUACCAUUUGGAAUACCUCAGUUGUGGGAUGGUUAAGAGAGUGGGUAACUGAGAAGUGCCCCUCGCUCAUGAACCAAAGUAUUAAGCUGCAAAGGAAGUGGUAUAGUGUUGAAAAUAUUUAACUGUAAUAUCUAAACAACAGAAACAGAGUUGAGCAUUUGACCAUCAAUUCUGGACACCUGAACAUCUACCACCUGAAGUGUAACACCUGAUUUUUAGUACAGUAACUGAAGUUUAAGAGGAACUGUGCCUAUGCAGUGGUACCUCAGGUUACAAACGCUUCAGGUUACAGACUCCGCUAACCCAGAAAUAGUAUCUCGGGUUAAGAACUUUGCUUCAGGAUGAGAACAGAAAUUGCGCAGCAGCAGCAGGAGGCCCCAUUAGCUAAAGUGGUACUUCAGAUUAAAAACAGUUUCAGGUUAAGAACGGACCUCCAUAACAAAUUAAGUACUUAACCCGAGGUACCACUGUAGUAGUGUGUUUAAGCAUGAAACAUCUUAGAGUUAGUUAAAGGAAACAAGUUAACUUCUACCUGAAAGAACGCACUUCCUGACCCACUUCAGUUCAUAAACCAUUUUUGUUUAAUAAAACUUUUUAUUGUUUGUUUGAUUAUUUUCUGCCUCUCUAAUCAUUCAGUUUUCCCUCAUACAUGUCCCCCACUAGAUAAGCUGUGGUAAAUUGUAGAAACUCGUGUAAUUGGUGUACCGUGAGGUGGGCACACUAUAAUUAAUUGGGGGCAAUUAGCAGGAGUGGAUCCGCCGCAUUAUUAAUGGGUGGUAUUAAUUGGGUGGAUUUGCUACAGAGGCCUUAACCCCUAGUGGUUUGAAUAUGAACAAUAUCAGUAAGGAGGAAAUGGGGUUCACAACAUUGAGAUGCCUUUUGCGACAUCUUUCCCCCCGCGCCCCCCACCCGGUCAUGUCACAAUUUUUCUGGAAUAUUCCAACACUUGAACACUAGAUGGCAAUGUUUCAUUAACUCGCUCACAUCUGGCUAAACCCUUUCAAACUGCAUGGACAGUACCCUUUUUCUUUCUUGUGAGGACUGAUAGAAAAGGUUUUCCCCUCAGGAAACCUAAAUGAUAAUGCAGUGGCCUGACAAGGAAGCAGUGCACCACUGUACUUGGAGCAAAAGAGGAAAAAUAGAUCAGAUUAAAUAGCUCUGUUGGUAGAGACUCUUAAUUUCAGGGCCGUGGGUUUAACCCCCACAUUGGGUAAAAAAAAUCUGCAUUGCAGGGGAUUGGACUAGCCGACCCUUGUGGUCCCUUCCCGCUUAAUGCUUCUAUGAUUCUACUCCUGUUUCACACUUCAUUCUAUUAAAUCAUUAUCUUAUAUGGCUUAAAAACAAAACCAGAAAGAGAUCACUCUGUCCAUAUGUUCCUAGCUUUGAGAUGUGAGCAUGCAAUCUCAGGAUCUUAUGUUCCCUUGACCAGGGCCAGAUUUAGGUUUGAUGAGGCCCUAAGCUACUGAAGGUAAUGGAGCUCUUUAUAUGUGAUAUUUUAGGGAGCAGGCUAGCAGGCAGGGCCCAUUAUAGGAGCCUACACAACACUAAACACUGUUGCUGUAUGUAGGCUUUAUUUUAUUUGUUUUUUAUCUUAUAUUUUGGAAAUGUACAUCCAGGGUUUUUUCCCCCCUUUAAAUUUUUUGGGGGCCCCCAAGAGAGUGAGGCCCUAAGCUAUAGCUUGUUUAGCUUAUACUGUACCUAAAUCCGGCACUGCCCUUGACACAUGUACCAGAGAAGUAGAAUGGGGAUAGGUGGCCUUUGGUAAAACUGGUGAAUGUCUAUGAAGAGACACAGAUAUCUGUUUAGGUUUAUAUAAGGUUAAAUGUGUAUGUGUAGAAAUCUGAAUGUCUACCUAUAAUAGCUGUGGCUAUAUGUUGAAUUUGUUAUGUACUGAAGUUCUCACCCUGGGCCAGCAGGGGGAUACUGUAGAUAGUUUUCACUCAGGUCCACAUAUGCAAAUAAGGGAUUGAAAGUGACGUUCAGUGAUUGGAUAGUUACAGAAAAUGGGUACUGUUGCGUUCUAGUGGAGCUCUAUAUAAGCAGGCUGGCUGAACCCUUCAGUUCAGUUCUGUUCUGGCCUGUGAAUAAACAAGAGCUGUUUGAAGAAUCGCUGUGUCGUCUGAUAUGUUCACCCACAACUUAACAGAAUUGUUGCCUCUUCUUGAUCUUAUGUUUAGUGCACAGUCCAUGAAAUCGAAGUCAUGAGGAAUUCGUGCCAGAAGUUUCGAGAACGGCUGGAUGAGAUUGAGCAGCACAUGACGGAGCAAGAGGCUCUCUUUUCCAGUGCGAUGUCAACGGAGGGGCGGUAAUGUGCCUUCAUUUCACACCCCAGCCCUGCAUUUGUGGCACCGUCAUGUGCACCACAAAAAAACACAGACACACACAGUGCAUCUUAUUGUACACAGAAGGGCUUCUCUUAAAAAUGGCGCAGUACGUGCUAUUUAAACUUCAGAGGGCUCUCCAAACAAAACAAUCAUGACAAUGGCAUAAAUUGCAUGCAGGGUGGUUUUUCUCCCAUCUGGUAGACAUGUCAUCACAUUUCCUACAGCUGUGCAACAUCUGCAGUGUCUUUAGGGCGGCGUGAGGGAAAUCUAACAAUUACCCUUGGUGCCAUGGCAAAUAGGCUGUGGUUAUAUAAUAAGCAUGAAUUAAUGCACCAUCUUGAUCUUAAAAGACUAGCAGAGAAAGAGAGAGAACUGAAUCCCAUGGUUAUGAAUUUAAUUUACUCAGAUUACCGUGUUCCAGCUUUAAUUCAGUCCUAUGAACAAGCGUGUUGCCAAGUAUAGGAAAUGAAUUGUGUCCAGGAGUGAAUGUAAUUAAACUUGGACAUGAUUGUCUUUGUAAUAUGUUUUGAUGAUAUUAAGGGAAGCGGAGGCCUCACUGAGGGUUGCCUUUCUGUCUUUUGUCUUGUCCCCCUGCCGUCUACCACAGAGAGGAAAGAAGACAGUUGCAGGUCUUGCGGCAAGCUGUUCGCCGAGAGGUCGCUGAACUGGAAGGGCAGCUGCAGGAUCGGGCUCGCCAGGUUAGGGAGGGAAUUCUAAUGGUACGUAACCAGAGCUCUUCAGCAUCUGCACUGGCCUCCUGGACACAAAUCACAGGCCUCUUUUCCUAAAGGACUUAAGGCCACGUAACUCAAGAGGCCAAGCGUUUUGGUCAGACAAGGGACUAGCAACCAGCUAGGCCUCAUGAACCCUGUUGUGUGAGGGAAAUUGGGAUUUGCCUGGUGUAGGAGCACCACAUAUAAACAUGGUAGAAAGCAGGGCUUUUUUUCAGCCGGAACUCACCAGAACUCAGUUCCGGCACCUCUCAGGUGGGCGCCAUUGCCAUUGUAAGAGAAGGUAAAGGUAAAAAGGUAAAGGAUCAGUCAAAGGCAACUGGGGUUGUGGCGCUCAUCUCGCUUUCCGGCCAAGGGAGCCAGCGUUUGUCCACAGGCAGCUUUCUGGGUCAUGUGGCCAGCAGGAGCAAACCGCUUCUGGCGCAACAGAACACCAUGCCGCGAACCAGAGCGCACGGAAAUGCCAUUUACCUUCCUGCCACAGUGGUGCCUAUUUAUCUACUUGAACUGGUGUGCUUUCAAACUGCUAGGUUGUCAGGAGCUGGCUCAGAGCAACGGGAGCUCACCCUGUUGCGGGGAUUCGAACCACUGACCUUCUGAUCGGCAAGCCCAAGAGGCUCAGUGGUUUAACCCACAGCGCCACCCGCGCCCCUAUUGUAAGAGAACGAGGGAGGUGUUCAUGCUGAGUUCCGGCACCUCUUUUUCUGGAAAAAUAGCUCUGGUAGAGGCAAACAACAGCUCAGCAGUUAGUAGCAGCUGGUGUGGUGGGACAGAGUCACCCCUUCUGACAUGAACAAACUGGUGCAGCCAAUGUGGCAUUCCAGCUGGUACAUCAGCAGAACCCUAACAUUGCUUCCACCCUGCCCCAGUGACUCUGCAGUGGCAAAAGUGUAAAGUUGUUGUUGUUGUUGUUGUUAUAUUUUAUUUAUACUCUGCCCAUCUGGCUGGGUUUCCCCAACCACUCUGGAGAAGGUGGCGACUCUGUGGUUCCAGCACAGUAGCUGCUACUCUGAUUAGUUAUGUUGGUUAUUUGCAGAUUAGUUGCGCUGCAGAAAGCGUGCUGUGAAGACCACACAUUCAAGAAACGCAAAAUAAUUUUUGCUCGGUUUUAAUAACAAAAACAAAAACUCCUUUUACACUAAAUUACAAUAUUAAUAAGCAUGACCCAUUCACCAGGGUACUGAGAGAGCUACAGGCUGCUCUUUAUAUUCCAUACCCAACAGCUUACUUACCACAACUUAACGGCACCUGCUAUACUGCUUCACAGCUGUAAAACUAGGUCACGUUAUUUGCUCUGGCCUUUAAAGAAAUACACAUCUUGUGAAACAAUAAUGAACCUUAAAAUUUAAAGAGACUAUUGAGCAAGUUCAUGGAUGCUGCAAGUUAUCAGGCAACACCUGAACACCCUAAGCAAUAGGGCUUAGCAGAAGCAAAAUCCAGGAGCUAUUCUAUACCAGUUGUUACACAGAAGGACUUCUGCUUUAGCUUUGAACUUAUGCAUUCUCCUCUCCCUUCUCCUCCUCCUCCUCCUCCUCCUCCUACAUGGGUUUGGAAACUAUGUAAUCUAUAACUUCUCAUUUUCUCCAAACUAGAGAAUCGUACUAACUAUGGUUAGUCUAAACAAACCCGCUUCAAAAACCAUGGUUUGUAGUACACUUCCUUUGAAACAGACCAUAGUUACUGUUAAUUCCUAUAGACAAAUAACCCUGAGGCUCAUUCGUGUAGCGCUAAACCAUGGACUCAGCUAGACUGGCAAAGAAAAAGUGAUUUAUAUGUGUUGUAUAUGCGAUAUAUCAUUGUGCCACCAAGAUGGUGAUGUGGAGCCCCAUUUUUCUCUACCUAUUUUCCCUGUUUAAAUUUACAAUGCUUUAAACUGAAACGCUUCUUUGAUGUGUCUGGAUCCAGUCCUUGUUUAACUAGGGUUGCCAUAUUCCAGACAAAAGAGUUGUUGACCUUUUUUCAGAGGGUGGGGAAAUCUAAAAAAAGAAAAUAAUUUUUUCGGCUAGAAGAAAAUAGGGUUUUUGGGGGGGCUAGUUUUAAGAAAAUCAGCAAAAAUAACCCCACUUACAACAUGGGUUGCCAUACACCCGGGUUUUCCUAGACAUUUAAAGCGGACAUUAAACAUUCUGCCAGGACACCAUUUUGGGGAUCAAAAUCCUGGCAAAGGCCAGGAUUUUCCGGACGUAUGGCAGCCCUAGUUUAACAUUAUAUCUGAACAUCGUCGUUAUUAUUUACUACUGAGUGGUCCCAUCUCUCUCUCUUUUAAAUCAAUAUAUCUCUGUGUUUCACACAUCUCUUUGCAGCAGCUGAAUCAGCUAUUAGGUGAACAGUCCAACCUGUGCUCAGAACUUGGAAUACCCGAUCGGACGGAAGAAAGAGAGCCUAAAACCGGGCACGCUCACAGUACUCUUCCAGAUGCUGCUGACGAUUUCUUUUCCAGAGCUGGGUAUUCCAAUAAUAUCCACCACAGGCCUCCGAGUAGGAGUGCAACAGUCCCCUCAAGCCCCUCCAGCACUUUAGUCAGACAAACGGAGCUGAAGGCAUCAACCUCUCUCGCAAGCGGCAAGGCCAAUUCUGCGUCGGACCCCAAGGAACUUCACACCAGUAAAAAAGAAGUCAAAAGUCAAAAGAUAGACUUCAAGGCCUUCAUCCAGAAUGUAAGAAUCAAGUUGCAUUCUGGUUCCUACCAGGGGUGGAACCUCUAUUCUCCAGAGCCUUUGAGGGUGGGCAGAGGAAGCACUCAAGUCAUAGCUGUCAACUUUCCCCUUUUCUUGCGAGGAAUCCUAUUCGGAAUAAGGGAAUUUCCCUUAAAAAAAGGGAAUGUUGACAGCUAUGACUCAAGUUCCUUGUCGAGUGGGAACCGUCUUGAAUAGUGCUGCACAGCUUUGAGUGUAUAGGCUACAUUUUUGUGGUUGGUUCGCUCUUAACUCUUCUUAUUUCUCUCUUUUUCUCCAUCAGCUGAAGAAAUCUUUCCGAAAUUCUUUCAGCAAUGACGCAGCAGAAGGAAAAGACUGA